Molecule: messenger RNA, 80862 nt
Organism: Dicentrarchus labrax (European seabass)
Lineage: Eukaryota; Metazoa; Chordata; Actinopteri; Moronidae
Gene: ttn.2
Product: titin, tandem duplicate 2
Exons: 215
Coding region: 245-79801 (26518 amino acids)
Biological process (GO): protein phosphorylation
Molecular function (GO): ATP binding; protein kinase activity; protein binding
Source: RefSeq, a predicted model, not a curated record
CAGAAUCAGCGUUCCCGGCCUGGACGCCUCGGCUGGAGGGACUGCUGUCAGAAGGAAAAACAAAACUACACGGCGCUGACGGCCUGUAGUUUUGUUUUUUUCUGUGGGGUUCCUUCGAGGCUCAGCUUGUUCUCCUUUUGGAUUUUCUGACUAAAUUUUCUGGAUAAAGAGAUUUUUGAUUUUCCUGAAGACAGCCCCCCCUGGGCAUCCCAGGCAUCCUUGUGCAGACAAGGUGCCGACCAACAUGUCAACACAGGCGCCGACAUUCACGCAGCCGCUGCAGAGCGUCGUGGCACUUGAGGGUAGUGCCGCGACGUUCGAGGCUCAAGUUAGUGGUUCUCCAGUUCCUGAGGUGAGCUGGUUUCGUGAUGGCCAGGUUCUUUCCGCCGCCGCUUUGCCCGGCAUUCAGAUCUCGUUCAGUGAUGGCCGCGCUGUUCUGAGGAUCCCCGCUGUGACCGCCGCACACAGCGGAAGAUUUUCCGUCAGAGCCACCAAUGGCGCUGGACAAGCCACGAGCACUGCUGAACUUCUUGUUACAGCCGAGACGGCGCCUCCAAACUUCCUUCAGAGACUGCAGAGCUCGACAGUGAGACAGGGCAGCCAGGUGAGACUGGAUGUCCGGGUGACAGGAAUCCCAACACCUGUGGUGAAGUUCUACAGAGAGGGAGCCGAGAUCCAGAGCUCAGCUGACUUCAGGAUCCUCCAGGAGGGCGACCUGUACAGUCUGCUGAUCGCAGAGGCCUUCCCAGAGGAUUCUGGGACAUAUUCUGUGACUGCAACCAAUAGCAGUGGGCGUGCCACCUCCACCGCUGAACUGCUGGUUCAGGGUGAGGAAGCUGUACCUACAAAGAAAACCAAGACUAUUGUGUCCACAUCCCAGAUGGAGACUUCCCAGACAAGAGUGCAGAGGAAGAUGGAGGCCAGUUUCCAAGCCACCACCAUGAUGGAGAUGCACGUAGAAGGAGGAAUGAUGACUCAGCAUUUGGCUCACAAAACCCCUCCGCGGGUUCCCCCAAAGCCGACCUCCAAGUCCCCACCGUCCUAUGUUUCCAAGAUGACGGGAGGACGCCAGCAGUCACCUUCACCUGUCAGACAUGUGAAAGGGCCGACGCCCGCAUCUGUCAGACCCGUGUCUCCCUCCGCCAGACUGUCCAUCUCUCCCAUCAGACCGGUUAAAUCUCCUUUGAUGACAAGGAAACAGAUAUCUGCCUCUCCGGAGGUCCUGCCACCCUGGAAGCAGGGCGACUAUUCGGCUGAAGCCAGCUACACCACUAUGAGCAGCAUGACCAGUGUGAGUAGCGCCACCCAGCUUCAUAUGGAGAAACACUGGGAGCAGCAAGUCACCGCCACCAGAGAGGAGGCUGCUGCAGUGCCCACAAGAGCUCAGGAGCCUGUUGUUCCUCCCACUCUUAUUGCUGGCCUGAAGAAUGUGACAGUGACAGAGGGCGAGUCAGUGACCCUUGAGUGUCAGAUCAGUGGCCACCCUGCUCCCGUCAUUAUGUGGUUCAGAGAGGACUACCAGAUCGAGAGCUCCAUCGACUUCCAGAUCACUUACAAUAGCGGAUUUGCCAGGAUGGUGAUCCGAGAGGCAUUCGCUGAAGACAGCGGCCGCUUCACUUGCACCGCUACCAGCGAAGCAGGAACCAUCAGCACCUCCUGCUACCUGCUUGUCAAAGUGUCAGAAGAAAUUGAAAGCAGAGAGGAAGUGACAACUGUCACUGAAACUGGAAUCACUCAAGAGAAAACUGUUUCCGUUGAGAUGAAGGAACAGAUGGUGGCGGAGGUGAGUGCAGGAGAGUCUGCUGCUCCCUUCUUCAUCAAGAAACCGACCGCUCAGAUGCUGGUGGAGGGAGGAAGCGUCGUCUUCGAAUGCCAGAUCGGAGGAAACCCCAAACCCCACAUCAUCUGGAAGAAGAGCGGUGUGCCACUCACUACUGGAUAUAGAUAUAAAGUCGCCUACAAGAAAGAGACUGGAGUAUGCAAACUGGAGAUCUCCAUGACCUUUGCUGAUGAUGCUGGAGAAUACUCCAUCUACAUAAAGAAUUCCCACGGAGAAGCCUCAGCCACCGCCAGCCUGCUGGAGGAAGAGGCAUAUGAAGCCUAUAUGAAGCAGCAUGACGUGACAUAUAAAACUGAAGUGACAACGACAGUGAUUCAGGAGCCCUCUGUGGUUGUGAGUCAAUACGAGACGGAACAGAGGAGGGUGACAACCCCCAUGAGCUUUGUCUCAGAAACGGAAUUCCUCAUUUCAGCCUUUGAAGAGAGGAUCAUCCAGGAGAUUGAGCUCCGUAUCAUGAGAAUUACCUACAGAGAGCUGGUAACAGAGGAUGGAGAACUGAUGGUGACUGUAGCAGAGGAGGAGGCAGUGCAGCCAGCCUUUGAGACGCCGGUCAAAAACUACCGGAUCAUGGACGGAAUGGGCGUCAUUUUCCACUGCAAGAUGGGUGGAAAGCCACUGCCAAAGAUUGUUUGGUACAAAGAUGGCCAGCGCAUCAGAGCUGGUGGCCGUUACCAGAUGGAGGUCCUGCAGGAUGGACGAGCCAGUCUUCGUCUGCCUGUUGUGCUGCCAGAGGAUGAGGGCGUGUAUACCGCCUUUGCAGCUAACAUGAAGGGUAAUUCAGUCAGUUCUGGGAAGCUGUAUGUGGAGCCGUCCGGAACUGUAACACCUCAGAGAUACACACCACAGCCAGCGAUGCAGAGGAUCAGAUCCACAUCUCCUCGCUCUCUGAGCCGCUCACCUGGCCGUUCUUCCAGCCGUUCUCCUGGACGUUCUCCCGCCCGCAGGCUUGAUGACACAGACGAGGCCCAGCUGGAAAGACUCUACAAACCUGUGUUUGUGAUGAAGCCUUCCUCAAUAAAAUGCUCUGAGGGGCAGACUGCCAGAUUUGACUUGAAGGUUGUUGGCAGACCAAUGCCUGAAACAUACUGGUUCCACAAUGGACAACAAGUGGUCAAUGACUACACCCACAAGAUAGUGAUUAAAGAGGAUGGUACCCAGUCCCUGAUUAUUGUCCCAGCCAUGCCAAAAGACUCUGGAGAGUGGACAGUCGUCGCUCAGAACAGAGCUGGACGGACCUCUGUCUCUGUAACUCUUACUGUUGAUGCUAGAGAAAGCGUGGCACGCCCUCAGUUUAUUGAGAAGCUGAGGAACAUUACUGUGAAGCAGGGCACUCUGGUUGAGUUGGCUGUCAAAGCCAUUGGGAACCCCCUGCCUGACAUCGUCUGGCUGAAAAACAGUGACAUUAUCACCCCACAGAAGCACCCACAUAUCAAGAUUGACGGAACUAAAGGAGAGGCCAAAUUCCAGAUUGCAUCUUCUUCAGGCUCAGACAGUGCCUGGUACACUGCUACAGCCAUCAACAAGGCUGGCAGAGACACUACUCGCUGCAGAGUCAACGUUGAGAUGGACUUCACUGCUCCUCAAGCUGAGAGGAAGCUCAUUAUUACCAAAGGAACCUACAAAGCCAAGGAGAUCGCAGCUCCGGAGUUGGAGCCCCUUCAUAUGCGAUAUGGACAAGAGCAAUGGGAGGAGGGUGACCUUUAUGACAAAGAGAAGCAGCAGAAACCACAGUUCAAGAAGAAGCUGACCUCUAUCAGAAUGAAGCGCUGCGGUCCAGCUCAUUUUGAGUGUAGACUGACCCCUAUCGGUGAUCCCACCAUGGUAGUGGAGUGGCUGCAUGAUGGCAAACCACUGGAUGCUGCUAACAGGUUACGCAUGGUCAAUGAAUUUGGCUACUGCAGUCUUGAUUAUGAAGCUGCUUACGCUAGAGACAGUGGCGUCGUCACCUGCAGAGCCACAAACAAGUUUGGAGUCGACCAGACUUCGGCCACCCUGAUUGUUAAGGAUGAGAAGGGCCUUGUCGAGGAAACACAGCUUCCCGAAGGAAGGAGGGCUCCGCACAGAAUGGAUGAGAUUGAGCGAAUUGCUCAUGAGGGAGGACCUGCAGGAGUCACCACUGACGACGAAUAUGAAAAGACCAAACCUGAUAUUGUGCUGCUCCCUGAACCGGCCAGAGUGCUGGAAGGUGACAUUGCACGAUUCCGCUGCAGAGUGACUGGUUAUCCAGCACCCAAGGUUAACUGGUACCUCAACGGACAACUCAUCCGCAAAAGCAAGAGAUACAGACUUCGUUAUGAUGGUAUUUACUAUUUGGAGAUUGUUGACAUCAAAUCCUACGACUCAGGAGAGGUCAGGGUGGUUGCAGACAAUCCUCUUGGCACAACUGAGCACACUGUGAAGCUGGAGAUCCAACAGAAAGAGGACUUUAGAUCCGUACUGCGCCGUGCUCCAGAAUCAAAGGCUACAGAAGCCGCACGUGAGCCUGGCAGAAUCGGAUUUGAUGUUGUGAAGGCCGACCGAUCUGCUGAGGCCGCACAGGACAGAGAAGUAGUUAAGUUGCGUAAGGCACAGAGAAUUGUUCACGAGAAAACCACAGAGGAGACAGACGAACUGAAGAGCAAGUUCAAGCGUAGAACAGAGGAAGGUUUCUAUGAGUCCAUAUCUGCUGUGGAGUUCAAGUCUCGCAAGAGGGAUGACUCCUAUGAAGAUCUACUGAAGAAGACUAAGGACGAUCUGCUUCAUCGCUUGAAGGAGAAAGAAGAAGCCGAGAGGAAGUUGCUGGAGGAACAGGGCAAAGUCACCAUCCCCACAAUCAAACCAGAGAGGGUCCAGCUCUCUCCCAGCAUGGAGGCACCCAAGAUCCUGGAACGCAUUACUAGCAAGACAGUUGCUCCAAUGGAUGAGGUUCGUUUCCGAGUCAGAGUCGUUGGCAGACCAGAACCUGAGUGCCAGUGGUUCAAGAACGGCAUUCUGGUGGAAAAGUCUGACCGUAUUUACUGGUACUGGUCUGAGGAUCACGUGUGUGAACUGGUGAUCCGAGAUGUCACAGUAGAGGACUCAGCUAGCAUCAUGGUUAAAGCCAUGAAUGUCGCUGGGGAGGCCUCAAGCCAUGCCUUCCUGCUUGUGCAAGCCAAGGCGGCAGUUAACUUUACCCAACACCUGGAGGAUGUCAGUGCAAAUGAGAAGGACACCAUGAUGACUUUUGAGUGUGAAACCAACGAACCUUUCGUCAAAGUCAAAUGGCUCAAGAACAACACGGAGAUCUUUUCCGGAGACAAAUACAGAAUGCAUUCAGACAGAAAGGUCCACUUCCUGUCUGUGCUGACAAUUGAAAUGAGGGAUGAUGCCGAAUACACUUGUGUGGUUACAGAUGAUGAGAGCAUCAGGACGAGCGCAAGGCUCCAUGUAGAAGGUGCUGCCCUGGAGCUCGUAAAACACAUGGAGAACAUUGAGGUGCCAGAGACAUAUGCUGGAGAGUUUGAGGUUGAGCUGUCUCGCGAGGAUGCCGAGGGCAGUUGGUUCUUCGGAGAUAAGGAGCUCUCUCCCAGCAGCAAAUACGUAAUGUCCUCCCGCAGAGGAAGACACUCCCUGUCCGUCAAGGAUGUCAGGAAGGGAGACCAGGGGAAAUAUACCUUUGUAUGUGGAGAUCUGAGGACCAGCGCCUCACUGAAGAUGAAAUUGCGCCCAGUGACCCUGAUGCAGCCCUUAACCGACCUUACAGUGUGUGAGGGCGACAUCGCUCAGCUGGAGGUCAGGUUCUCCCAGGAGAAUGUUGAGGGAACCUGGAUGAAGAACGGCCAGGCCAUCUCCGCCUCGGACCGCGUCCACAUCGUUAUCGACAAACUGGUGCACAAGCUGCUGGUGGAGAAUGUCACCAGAGAAGAUGCUGCUUCCUACUCUUUUGUGGUUCCCGCCCAAGACAUCUCCACCUCGGGCAAACUCAGUGUUCAAACCAUUGACAUUGUGGUGCCACUGAAGGAUGUGUCCUCCAUCGAAGGCACCAAGGCUGUUCUCGAGGCCAAGAUCUCAGCUCAGGACAUCAGCUCAGUCAAAUGGUACCACAAUGAUAAACUGCUGGUACCCAGUGACCGAGUCCAAACUGUGGCAAAGGGAGCCAAGCAACGUCUGGUUCUCACCAGGACCUAUGCCUCUGAUGAAGGACACUACAAACUGGUGGUUGGCAAGGUCGACACCAGCUGCAGCCUGACUAUCGAAAAGGUACACAUUGUGAAGCACAUGGAGGACAAAGUGUGCUCAGAGUCCCAGAACGUCACCUUUAAUGUUGAAGUUUCUCACCCCGGAAUCGACCCAGUCUGGACAUUCAGAAGCCAGCAGCUCAAACCUGGACCCAAACACAAAAUGGAGACCAAGGGCAAGGCUCACUCUCUGACGGUCAUUGACACCAUGAAGGACGAGGAGGGCCAGUACAUGUUCCACGCCGGUGAAAAGACAUCCAGUGCCAAGCUCACUGUCUCCGGUGGAGCCAUUACACGGCCCCUGCAGGACGUGACAGUGGCAGAGUCUCAGACAGCUGAGCUGGAGUGUGAAGUUGCCAACGCCAACGCUGAGGGCAAGUGGCUGAAGGAGGGUAAGCCUGUGGACUUCAGCGAGAACGUGGUGAGUGAGGUGAAGGGAGCCGUCAGACGCCUCAUCAUCAUCAUCACCAGACCACAGGAUGUCGGAGAGUACAGCUACCAGGUGGCCAACUCCAAAACCACCGCCAACCUCAGGGUGGAGGCGGUGAAGAUCAAGAAAACUUUGAGGAACCAGACUGUGACAGAGACCCAGGAGGCGGUAUUCAUGCUGGAGCUCACCCACCCCGACGUGAAAGGGUCCCAGUGGAUCAAGAACGGUGUGGAGCUUCAGAGCAGCGACAAGUACGAGAUCACAACCGACGGCAUGGUCCACACGCUGAAGGUCAAGAACUGCAACACACAGGACGAGUCUGUUUAUUCCUUCAAACUGGGAAAACUGUCGGCCAACGCUAGACUCAACGUAGAGACGAUCAAAAUCAUAAAGAAGAUUAAGGACGUGACAUCACUGCUGGACAGCACCGCCUCUUUCGAGAUGAGCCUGUCACAUGACAAUAUCCCCGUCAGGUGGAUGUUUAAAGGCGUGGAGCUGAAGUCGAGCGACAAGUGUAAGAUUCUGUCGGAGCGGAAAGCUCACAAACUGAUCCUGCAGAACGUCGACAGCAGCAACGCAGGAGAGUACACGGCUGUGGUUGGACACCUGCAGUGCAGCGCCAUGCUCACCGUGGAGGCUCUGCGAGUCACCAAACCCAUGAAGAGUGUGGUGGUCCCGGAGACCCAGAUGGCCACGUUUGAGUGUGAAGUCUCUCACUUCAACGUGCCGUCCACCUGGCUGAAAGAUGGCGUGGAGAUCGAGAUGAGCGAGAAGUUCAGGAUCGUGGUUCAGGGAAAACUCCACCAGCUGAAGAUCAUGAACACCAGCAGGGACGACUCCGCAGAGUACACCUUCAUCUGCGGGAACGACAAAGUCUCUGCAACACUCACCGUUAACCCUGUCAUGAUCACCUCCAUGCUGAAGGAUCUGAACGCUCAGGAGAGAGACACCAUCACCUUCGAGGUCACCGUCAAUUACGAGGGCAUCACCUACAAAUGGCUGAAGAACGGCGUGGAGGUCAAGUCUUCGGACAGAUGCCAGGUCCGCAGCCGGCAGCUCACGCACUCGCUCACCAUCCGAAAUGUUCACUUCGGAGACGGAGGAGAGUACCAGUUCGUGGCCGGGUCCGCCGCCACCGCCGCUAACCUGUUCGUCGAAGCUCGUGUGAUUGAAUUCACCAAGAAAAUCAAGGACAUAAAGAUCACAGAGAAGAAGAAGGCUAUUUUUGAAUGUGAGGUUUCUGAGCCUAACAUUCAGGUGAUGUGGAUGAAGGACGGCCAGGAGAUGGACAUGACUGAGGAAAGGUACACCGUGACAGCAGAGAAGUACGUUCACCGUCUGAUGAUCCAGACAGUCCGUAUAUCCGAUGCUGGAGAGUAUUCGGUUGUGGCUGGAUCAAGUGUCUCCAAGGCCCAGCUGAUCGUGGAGGGCCGCGACAUCCGGAUCUCCGAACCUGCCGAGCGGGAAAUCACGGUUCUGGAGAAACACAGAGCGACCUUCGAGUUCGAGGUGAACGAGGACGACGUGGAGGGUCACUGGCUGAGGAACGGGGUGGAGAUCCAGUUCUCGGUGGAAGAGAGGUUCAACUACGUGGCCAUCAGGAAGCUGCACCGCCUCACCAUCUCUGAGACCUACAGGAGCGACGCCGGGGAGUACACCUUCAUCGCAGGCAAAAACAGGAGCACCAUGCACCUCCGAGUGAACAUCCCGGAGCCGCCUCAGAUCCUUCGCCACAUGGAGCCCCAGUCGGUGGAGGCCGGUAAACCAGCUCGCUUCUCCGUGCAGGUGAGCGGCGUUCCUCAGCCUCAAGUCUUCUGGUUCAAAAACUCCCAGGCUCUGUCUCCGGGCUUCAAGUGCAAGUUCCUGCACGACGGCAACGAGCACUCGCUGCUGCUGAUCGAGGUGUUCCCCGAGGACGCCGCCAUCUACAACUGCGAGGCCAAGAACGAGUACGGCACCACCACCAGCACCGCCACGCUCAAUGUGGAAGUGUCAGAAGUGGUUUCUCCGGACUCAGCUGCUACCGUUGCUCCUCCCGUUGUCAUCUCACCCAUCGCCAGCACCUCGGCCCGCGAAGGAGAACCGGCUCGCUUCCAGUGCAGAGUCCGCGGAGAUGACGUGAAGAUCAGCUGGUUCCACAAGGAGAAGGAGAUCAAGCAGUCGGAGUUCUUCAGGAUGUCCCAGUUUGAUGACAGCUGUCAGCUGGAGAUCUCCAGGGUUUACCCGGAGGAUGAGGGCGAGUACACGUGCGUGGCCACGAACAAUGCCGGCACCGCAUCCUGCUCCGCCACUCUCACACUGGACGUGACUCACAUGAGAGAGCAGAUUGAAGCCAAGAUUGAGCAAGAAGUCAAAGUGCCACCUGUGUUUAGGGAGAAAAUCACACCUCUGGAGAUAAACGUCGGCAGCCAAGCCAAGUUCGAAUGUGAAAUUGAGGAUGCUCCGGGUGUGACCUUCAAAUGGUACAAGUCUGGCAUUGAGAUCAAACAGAGCGAGAAGUAUAGGAUCCUCAGUCGCCACAACGGUUCAUCCCUGGAACUUUUGAACCCAAUCAAAGCUGACAGCAGUGAAUACACCUGCAAAGCUUCAAACCAGCAUGGCACUGACAGCUGCACUGCCUCACUCAUUGUCACCGAACCACCUGAAUUUGUGCUGAAACUCCCUGCCACAAAGUUUGUGAAGCAGGGUGAGUCACUCCGACUGGAGUGCAAAGUCAGUGGCACAGCCCCUCUGAAAGUGACCUGGUACAAACACGACACCAAGGUCACAGAUGGGGGCAACUACAGGACAUCCUUUGUUGACUCAGUAGCAGUCCUGGAACUGCACUCUACCAGCUUUGAUGAUGAUGGAGUUUACACCUGUGAAGCUCAGAAUGAUGCUGGCAGUGUCAGCUGCAGCACCACACUUACCGUUAAAGACCCCCCAUCCUUUGUCAAAGUACCUCAGCCUGUUGAAGGGCUGAAGGGUAAGGACGUGAGUCUGUACUGCGAGAUGAGCGGUACAGCUCCGUUCCAGAUCACCUGGUUCAAAGACAGGAAACCUUUGAUGGAGAGCAGGAAAUAUAAGAUGGUGAGCGAGGGCAGCUCAGCUACGCUGCAUGUCAUUGGAUUAGAGCCCUCGGAUGCUGGCGAAUACGAGUGCAAAGUGUCAAACAGUGUAGGAAGUGACACCUGCCAGACGUCAGUUAAACUCAGAGAGCCCCCGUCGUUUGUGAAGAAACUGUCAAACAUGACAGUGAUACUGGGAGAGGAGGUGACCCUUGUGGCCACUGUUAAAGGCUCUGAACCCAUUACUGUGUCCUGGGUUCAAGACAAGGAUCACAUUCUCAGGGACGGUGACAACAGGAAAAUCACCUUUGAGAACAACCAGGUCGCUCUUAAAGUCUUUAAGGCCGAUGCAACCACGGCAGGCAAAUACACCUGCCAACUCAGAAACGAUGCUGGGAGUGUGGAGUGUUUCGCUAACUUGACUGUUCUAGAACCUGCUAAGAUAGUGGAUAAGCCUGAUGCUCUGAGUGUGACGGCAGGUGACAUUGCCGCCCUAGAAGUCAAAGUGUGUGGAACCCCUGAGCUUACACCUAAGUGGUUCAAGGAUGGUGUUGAGCUGGCCUCCGGGAGGAAAUACAAAAUCUCAUUUUCUCGGAUGAUUUCCAGUCUGAACGUGCUCUCUGCUGAGAAAGUGGACUCUGGAGAAUAUACAUUUGAGGUUAUGAAUGAGGUCGGGAAGGACCUGAGUAAAAUUAAUCUCACUGUUUUAGAUAAGAUCAUACCUCCAACAUUCUCAAGGAAGUUGAAGGAUUGCAACACAGUGGUCGGAGAUGCCGGAGAGAUGGAGUGCAAAGUGUCGGGCUCCCCACCUUAUACCAUCUCAUGGUACCACGAUGGGGAGGAGAUACAGAGCGGGCCAAAUUACGAGAUUUCAUUCAGUAACAACAACUGCAUGCUCAAAGUGCCCACGCUGAAGUUGUCCGACUCUGGAGUGUAUAAAUGUAAAGCUGUCAACAAGGCAGGAUCCAGUGAAACCACAGCCUCCUUGGUUGUAAAAGAACCUCCAUCUUUCGUGGUGCCACCACAGCCGAUGGAAGCCAUGCCAGGCUCGAAUGUGACUUUCUCUGCCAUGGUGAAAGGCAGCGCCCCCCUCAAACUGAAGUGGUUCAGAGGAACAAAGGAGAUUGUGGCUGGACGGAGCUGUACUUUCUCCCUGAAGGAUAACCAAGUUAUUUUGGAGCUUUUCAAUGUGGACAGAACUCACGCUGGAGAGUACACCUGUCAGAUAAUUAAUGAUGCAGGAAAGGAGAGCAGCCCAGUUAAUCUGAUUGUCAAAGAGCCAGCAGCCUUCUCUAAGAAGCUGAAGGAUGUGUCAGUUGAAAAAGGCAAACCGUUGACGCUGGAGUGUACGUACACUGGAACUCCUAAAAUCACAGUGAACUGGUACAAAGACGGCCAGCAGAUCUUUGCUUCUUACAAGUACAACAUCACCACAACCGAAAGCUCCUGCAUCCUCGAGUGUCUGAGCACUGACGACAUGGAGGCCGCAGGGAAAUACUCCUGCGAAGUGUCCAAUGAUGCCGGAAAGGACACGUGUGAGGCAGCUGUGUCCAUCCUUGAGUCGGCGUACUUCGUCGAGUCCCUGGAGCCCAUGGAGGUGACAGCGGGAGACGCUGUGUGUCUGAAGUGUCAGGUGGCGGGCACACCUGAGAUCAAGGUGUCCUGGUUCAAGGCGGACGGCAAAGUCAGGUCCAGCCCCACCUGUAAGUUAGAGUACUCGAAGGGCGUCGCCUGUCUGAAGCUCAGCAAGGCCACCAAGGCCGACAUUGGAGAGUAUACCUGCAAGGCGGAGAACCGGAUUGGCUCCGCCUCCUCCACCUGCAGACUAAAUGUGCUAGAGGCCAAAACGCCGCCAACCUUCCCCAAGAAAAUCACCAGCCUGCAGCAGACCGAGGAUCAGCCGGUCAGGUUCGAGUGCCGUGUUGCUGGCUCGUCACCCAUCGAGGUGUCGUGGCUGAAAGACGGCGAGCCUCUGAGGGAGGGAAGCGAGUUCUCCAUGACAUACGACGAUAACACUGCCGUGCUGCAGAUCAGCCGUGGCGAGAUGAGGCACUCCGGGGAGUACGCUUGCGUGGCCACCAACAGCGUGGGCUCGACCUCCUGCAGAGCCAAGCUCACCCUACAAGAACCAAGAUAUCCUCCAGUCUUUGACAGGAAGUUGUCACCACAGGAGGUGACGGUGGGUGACAGCAUUGAGCUUGAGUGUCACAUGACUGGCUCUGCCCCCAUUAAAGUCACAUGGUCCAAAGACCAUAAAGAUAUUCGCACUGGGGGAAAUUAUAAGAUCAGCUGUGUGGAAAACACGCCCCACCUGACCAUUCUGAAGGCAGAUAAAGCCGACACGGGGAGAUACUUCUGCCAUGCCUCUAAUGACAUGGGGAAGGACUCUUGUUCCUCUGAUAUCACUGUCAAAGAGCGUAAAAAUCCUCCAGUUUUCACCAAAAAGCCCUCGGAGCAGAUCGAGGACAUGGAGGGCAAACUGGUGAAGAUCGAGGGCCGCGUCUCCGGCUCGCAGCCAAUGUCCGUCAGCUGGUUCAAAGACAACACAGAGAUCUACAGCUCCGACAAAUACGACAUCAGCUUCAAGAGUAACGUGGCCGUGCUGUGCAUUAAGAGCAGCCAGGUGGUGGACAGCGGCAGGUACUCCUGCCAGGCCUCCAACGAGGCUGGAAGAGUCUCCUGCGACGUCACUGUGGGCAUCUCAGAGGCCAAGAAAGCUCCGGUGUUUGACGUCCCUCUCAAACCGGUGACGGUGGACGAGGGCGAGAAGCUGGGCCUCAGGUGUCACGUCUGCGGGACUCCUCCUCUGAAGAUCCAGUGGAUGAAGGACAGGAAGGACCUGACGUCAGCUGGCAGCACCAGGAUCAGCUUCUCUGACGGGACGGCCUGUCUGGAGAUCAGCUCGGCCUCCAGGCACGACGCCGGCGAUUACCUCUGCAAGGCCACCAACGAUGCCGGCAGCGAGUUCUGCAAGGCCAAAGUCACCAUCAAAGAGAAACCAGGAGCAGCUCCGGCUCCCGCUGAAGCUCCAGCAGCCGCUCCAACCAAAAAACUGGCAAACCUGUUCUUCGUCGAGGAACCCAAAACUACACACGUCACUGAGAAGGGCACCGCCACCUUCAUCGCCAAAGUUGGCGGCGACCCCAUCCCCAGUGUGAAGUGGAUGAAGGGUAAGUGGAGGCAGAUCACACACGGUGGCCGGAUCUCCAUCGAGCAGAAGGGCCAGGAGGCCAAACUGGAGAUCAGAGAGGUGACCAAGUCAGACUCGGGUCAGUACAGGUGUGUCGCCUCCAACAAGCACGGAGAGAUUGAGUCCAGCUCCGAAAUGCACGUGGACGAAAAAAAAGAGUCAGCACAGCUCGAGGGAGACCUCAGAGCCAAAUUGAAGAAGACGCCUUCGAAGCAGAAGAGUCCACAGGAGGAAAAGGACAUUGACAUUGUUGAGUUGUUGAGGAAUGUGGACCCCAAAGAGUACGAGAAAUAUGCCCGAAUGUACGGCAUCACCGACUACCGAGGCCUGCUGCAGGCCAUCGAGCAGCUGAAGAAGGAGAAAGCUGAAGAAAGUGGAAGACCGGAACUGGAACGUGGAGACAGAGAGUCUGAUGAAGACAUGGCCCGACUGGUGGCCGACCUGCAGAAGAGGAUGGAGCGGACAGAGCCUGUCACUGUGGUGAAGGACAUCUCCGAUCAGUCCGUCUUCACCAACAAGGAGGCAGUGUUUGAGUGUGAGAUCAAGAUCAACUACCCGGAGAUCACCCUGUCCUGGUACAAGGGCACCCAGAAACUGGACACCAACGACAAGUAUGACAUCAGCAUCAGUGGCGACCGCCACCUGCUCAAGAUCAAGAAGUGCCAGUCGUCUGACCAGGGCAACUACCGGGUGGUCUGUGGGCCGCACAUCUCCAGCGCCAAGCUCACCGUCAUGGAGGCGGAGAUUGAAAAGCAUCUGCAGGACACAUCGGCUGAACAAAUUCAUUUCACCAAACGCAUCCACAACAUCGAAGUCAACGAGCGCCAGUCAGCCACCUUUGAGUGCGAGGUGUCCUUCGACAACGCUAUUGUUUCAUGGUACAAAGACACCUGGGAACUGAGAGAGAGCCCUAAAUACAACUUCACAAGCGAGGGCCGAAGACAUUUCAUGGUCAUCCGAAACGUGACCAUUGAAGACGAAGGCGUGUACUCAGUGAUUGUGAGGUUGGAGCCCAGAGGAGAGGCUAAGAGCACAGCUGAGCUUUAUUUGUCUGGCAAAGAAAUUGAAUUAGCAAUGGUGCCCUUCGAUGUCCCAGACUCCUCAGUUCAGAGGCCUGAAGUGCCUUCGUCAGUGGCUAUUCAAGAAUCCGCUGAAUUCUAUCAUUAUGAAGAAGAACAUAGAGAAUCAGCUGAAUAUUCAUAUCAUUAUGAGGAAGAGGUGGAGGUGGAACAGAGAGUCGAGUAUCAGAGCUGGACAGAAGAGACGGUAACACAACAGGUGUCCACAACCAAAGCUGUCAGAGUUCCCAUUGAGGAGACCGUGGAGACCAAGAAAGUUGGAAUGAGAGAGGAGAUCCCAUCAAAAGUUCCCAAAGCUGAGAAAAAGCCUGAAGAAAAGCCAGCACCAGCUUUGAAGGAGCCAUCGCCACCAAAAGUACCUGAGGCCAAAAAGCCAGUGGAGGAAAAGAUUCCUGUAGUUUCAGUCCCAGAGAAGAAGAAAGUUCUUCCUCCCAAAGAACCAGAGGAGGUUAAGAAGCCUGCUACUGCUCCCUCGCUGCCUGCCGAGAAGCCUGGAGUGCCAAAGAAAGAUGAGCACAAACCUCAGGUACCAGCUGAGCCCAAAAAAGUGGCCCCCGCUGCUAAGCCUGAGCCUGAACCCAAACCCAAACCGAAAGCAGAACCUGAACCAAAGCCUAAGCCCACACCGGCUCCCAAAGCAGAACCUGAAGCCAAACCUGCGGCGAAGGUUGAGCCAGAGCCUGAAGCUAAGCUGGCACUGGUAAAGAAGACGGCAACACCACCAUCCAAAGAUGAAACCAAGGGACCCGUCCAAGCACCAGGAGGAGUCAAGAAAGAGGGACAACCAGCAGAAGAAGCAGGAAGGGGUAGAGGUAGAGGGCUGAAACCCAAGCAGACCCCGUCCCCUGGUGAAGGCAGGGGCCGUGGCCUGAAGCCUGGUGGAAGAGGUCCAACACCACCAGAAGAACCGUUUGCAGGAUUCAAGCUUAAAGCUGUCCCUCUGAAGUUCAUUAAGAAGCUUCAAGACAUAGUGUUAAAGGAAGCUGAGUCUAUUGGCUCCUCUGCUGUGUUUGAGUGUGAGGUCUCACCUUCCACUGCUAUUACCUCAUGGAUGAAAGAUGGCAGUAACCUGCGCGAGAGCCCCAAGCACAAGUUUACUUCUGAUGGCAAAGAUCGCAAGUUGAACAUUAUUGACGUCCAGCUGUCUGACACUGGUGAAUAUACCUGCGUGGCGAAGAACGCUGGCAAGGAAAUAUCAUGCACAGCCAAACUCAUAGUUGAAGAGCUACCUGUGAAAUGGAUCAAAGAACUGGAGGAGGAGACUUCAGCUCUAAAGGGUCAGCCAGUGUAUAUGACCUGUGAGUUGAACAAAGAGAGAGAUGUGGUAUGGAAAAAGAAUGGCGAGGUCCUGAAGAAACAGGCCGGCAAGGUUCAGAUCAAUAUCAUUGGUAUGCAGCAUGCUGUGACCAUCCAGAAUUCCAAUGAGGCGGAUACUGGGAUCUACUCAUGCGAAGUGGCUGGCCAGGAGGAUGUCAAGACUUCCACAAAUGUCAAAGUGAUUGAAAUCAUCAAAGAUUGGAUUGUGAAACCACUGAAAGACCAGCAUGUGAAACCGAAGGCUACUGCUACAUUUAAAUGUGAGCUCUUUAAGGACACUCCCAAUUGGAAGUGGAUUAAAGGAGAGAAUGAGGUCACUCCCUCUGACAAGAUUGAGAUCAAGAAGGAUGGAAAGGAGCUGACUCUCACCAUGAAGAACUGUCAGCCUGAUGAUGUAGCAGAAUAUUCCUUGGAAGUGGAAGGACGCACAUAUACUGCCAAGCUAACACUAGGAGAGCGGGAAGCUGAGAUCCUGAAGCCCCUGGCCAGCGUUGAGGUGGUUGAGAAGGAAGAUGCUAAGUUUGAGACAGAGAUCUCUGAGGAUGAUGUUCCAGGGGAAUGGAAGCUCAGAGGAGAGGUUUUGACCAGAUCCCCGACGUGCGACAUCCAAAUGGAAGGUGGGGUGCGUAAGCUCACACUGAAAAAUUGCCAGUUGGAUCAGGCCGGAGAAGUGUCCUACCAGGCUCUGAACGCCAUAACCACCGCAAUGCUCAAUGUCAAAGGUAUUCGCCUUGAAUUUAUUAAGCCGAUUAAAGAUGUGACCGUGAAGGAACGUGAAACCGCAGAGUUCAGCAUUGAACUCUCUCAUGAAAAGAUCCCGGUGGUCUGGUACAAAAACGACAUCCGUCUGCACCCCAGCAAGGUGGUGCACAUGUCAGAGGUCGGAAAAGUCCACACAUUGGCCUUCAAGGAGGUCACCAUCGAUGACACCUCCAUGAUCAAAGUCGAGGCCAUGGGCAAGACCUCAGAGGCCAUGCUCACAGUGCUCGAGGGUGACCUGUACUUCACAGUGAAACUCCAGAACUACACUGCCGUCGAGAAGGACGAGGUCAUUUUGGCCUGCGAGCUGAGCAAAGCCAAAGACGAAGUCAAAUGGUUCAAAGACGGUAACGAAAUCUUUCCCUCCAAGAACAUUCUCCUCCAAUCAGACGGCAAAAAGCGCAUGCUGGUCAUCAAGAAGGCGGCAAAGAGCAACAUUGGAGCGUACACCUGCGACUGUGGCACCGACAAAACCACAGCUGACCUGAACAUCGAAGAGCGUGACAUCAAGGUUCUUCGACCGCUGUACAGCGUGGAGGUCACAGAGACUGAGACAGCCAAGUUUGAGACAGAGAUUUCAGAGGAUGAACUUCAUGCCAUCUGGAAACUGAAGGGAGAGACACUCCACCCAUCUCCCGAUGUGGAGAUCAAGGAGGAGGGACCCCGACACAUUUUGAUCCUCUUCAACUGCAAAAAGGACAUGGCCGGAAGCAUCGACUUCUCGGCAGCGAAUGCCAAAUCCACAGCUCAGCUCAGGGUCAAAGCCCGGGUGAUCGGCCUAAAGAGGCCUCUGAAGGAUGUCACCGUGACUGCUGGGGAGACCGCUACCUUCGAGUGCGAGCUGUCGUACGAAGGCAUCGCUGUCGAGUGGUUCCUGGGGGGUACAAAGCUGGAACCAAGCGACAGAGUGGUGUUGAAGACGGAGGGUAAAGUCCACAGCCUGACUCUGCGGGACGUACAGCUGAAUGAAGCUGGACAAAUCAAACUCACCACCAAGGACUUCCAGACUGAGGCCAACCUUAUCGUCAAAGAGCCUCCGGUUGAGUUCUCGAAACCUCUUGAGGACCAGACAGUGGAAGAGGAAGCCACCGCCACACUCGAGUGUGAAGUUUCCAGAGAGAACGCAGAGGUACGAUGGUUCAGGGACGGACAGGACAUCCGCAAGACCAAGAAGUAUGAGAUGAUCAUCGACGGCCGCAAGAGAGCGCUGGUCAUCCACGACUGCACUCUGGACGACUCAAAGACGUACACUUGUGACGCUAAAGACUUCAAAACCUCCUGCUUCCUCAACGUUGAACCUCCUCAUAUCGAGUUCUCAAAGCCACUCCAUGAUGUCGAGGUCAAAGAGAAGGAAUCUGCCAGGUUCGAAUGUGAAGUCUCCAGAAUGGAUGUCAAAGUCCGCUGGUUCAAGGAUGGAAGUGAAAUCAGAAAGGGGAAGAAGUACGAAAUUAUCGCUCAAGGUCGCCAACACAUCCUCAUCAUCCACAAGUCUGUGUUUGACGAUGAGGCUGAAUACGAAUGUGACGCCAAGUCCUCCAAAUCCUCUGGCAUGCUCACUGUUGUCGAGGAGGAAGCGAGGUUCACCAAGAACCUGGCCAACGUGGAGGGAACAGAGACGGACAGCGUGAAGCUGAUCUGCGAGGUGUCCAAACCAAGUGCCGAUGUUAUUUGGUUCAAAGGAGACGAGGAGCUGCCGGAGGGCGGCCGCUACGAGCAGAUCGUGGACGGGAAGAGGAGGAUCCUCCUCAUCCAGGACCUGAAGAUUGCCGACGCCGGAGAGUACCACUGCAGGCUGAGUCCCAGCAUCAAAACCUCUGGAAAUCUCAAGAUUAAUGAACUGGCUGCUGAGUUCAUCUCCCGGCCUCACAACCAGGAGGUGGUGGAGGGCGAGAAGGCUGAGUUCACCUGCUCAGUCUCCAAGGACACCUACGAGGUCAAAUGGCUGAAAGAGGAUAAGGAGCUAGAGGCAGGAGACAAAUACCAGAUGGUCAGCGAUGGCAAGAGACGGACUCUGGUCAUCAAGAACAGUGAGCUCAAAGACGAGGGUGGAUACGUGGUGAUGAUCGGAGCGACCAGGGCCAGCGCCGACCUCACUGUGCUUGAGAAACUGAAGAUCAUCACGCCACUGAAAGACACAGAGGUCAAAGAAGGACAGGAAGUGGUCCUGAACUGCGAGGUGAACACAGAGGGAGCCAAGGCCAAGUGGCUGAAGAACGAGGAGACGGUGUUUGAGAGCAGCAAGUAUGUUAUGGUGCAGAGAGACAACGUCUUUUCCCUGAGGAUCAAAGACGCCCAGAAGGCCGACGAAGCUGACUUCAGCAUCAACCUUAUCAAUCAGAGAGGAGAGCAGGCUAAGAGUUCCUGCAAGCUGUCCGUCAAAGAGGAGAGUCUGAGGAUCGUGGUUCCUCUGGAGGACAUCGACACCCAGGAGAAGACGACUGUGAGCUUCUCCUGCAAGGUCAAUCGGCCCAAGGCCACUCUGAAAUGGAUGAAGGGCGGCCAGGAGAUCACCUUCAACAAACGCGUUGUUUACCGGGUGGACAAAGACAAGCACACGCUCACCAUCAAAGACUGCACGCUGGCCGACGAGGGCGAGUACACCGCCGUGGCCGGAGAGAACAAGUCCACUGCAGAGCUGAUCAUCAGUGAGGCCCCGACUGACUUCUCCGUGCAGAUGAAGGACCAGACAAUCACUGAGUUCGAGGACGCAGAGUUCACCUGCAAGUUGACCAAAGAGAAAGCCGAUGUCAAGUGGUACAGGAACGGACGCGAGAUCAGAGAAGGACCGAGAUACACAUUUACAAAAGAUGGAAAGAUGUGCACUCUGCGUAUCAAAGAGUGCAGACCCGACGAUGAGUGUGAAUACGCCUGCGGUGUGGACGAUAAGAGAUCCAGAGCCAGGCUCUUUGUUGAAGAGACCCCAGUAGAGAUUGUCAGACCGCCACAGGACGCGUUCGAACCUCCGGGCUCGGACGUUGUGUUCGAGGUGGAGCUGAACAAGGACAGAGUGGAGGUGAAGUGGUUGAGGAACAAUAUGACGGUUGUCCAGGGAGACAAAUACCAGAUGAUGAGCGAGGGUAAAGUCCACAGACUUCAGGUCUGUGAGAUCAGACCUCGGGAUCAGGGAGACUACAGAAUUAUCGCCAAAGACAAAGACGCCAAGGCCAAGCUGGAGCUGGCAGCUGUGCCUAAGAUUAAGACCACGGACCAGAACUACGUCACAGAUGCCAGGAAGCCCAUCGCCAUGGCCGUCCCCUACAGCGCCUAUCCACAGGCUGAGGCCGACUGGCUGUACAACAACCUGAGUCUGCCCAAAGACAACAUCUACACAUCUGCCGACCGCACAGAGUACCGGCUGAAGGACCCCAUGAAGUCCGAUGAGGGCCGCUACAAGAUCAUGAUCAAGAACAAACAUGGACAGGGAGAAGCCUUCAUCAACCUGCAAGUCAUCGAUGUCCCGGGACCCGUGAAGAACCUGCAGGUGGUCGACACCGCCGAUGGCGAGGUCAGCCUGGCAUGGGAGGAGCCCGAGAGUGAUGGCGGCAGCAAGGUCAUUGGCUACGUGGUGGAGAGACGCGACGUGAAGCGUAAGACCUGGACCCUGGCCACAGACCACGCAGAGAUCCCCGAGUACACAGUGACCGGCCUCCACAAGGACUCCAUGUACCUGUUCAGAGUCUGCGCCCGAAACCGGGUCGGCAGCGGACCCAACUUAGAGACCGACAAACCUGUACAGGCCAAGAACAAGUUUGAUGUUCCCGAAGCUCCUCUGAACGUGAUCGUUGGAAAUGUCACCAAGUUCGGCUGCACCGUCUCCUGGGAGCCUCCCGUGUCGGACGGAGGUUCUCCUAUUACCUCUUACACCAUCGAACUGCGCGACAGGACGUCGGUGAAGUGGUCGCCCGUCCAGCUGACCAAAGCCGAUGAGCUCAGCGCCAUUAUUAACGACGUCAUCGAGAACAAAGAAUACAUCUUCAGAGUCAAAGCUGAGAACAAAGCCGGCGUUGGCAAGCCAAGCGCUGCCUCACAGCCCGUCAAGAUCAUGGAUCCCAUCGAGCCUCCCAGCCCCCCUCUGAACCUGGUCUGGGAGGACCAGAACAAGAACUCAGUGCAGCUCACCUGGGAGACUCCUCUAAGGAACGGAGGCAGCAUGAUUACUGGAUACAUCAUCGAACGCUGCGAGGACGGCACCAACAAGUGGCUCCGCUGCAAUGCCCGCCUCUGCCCCGACCUCUUCUACAAGGUGUCUGGUCUGAAAUACGGAACCAAGUACAACUACAGAGUGUUUGCUGAAAAUGCCGCCGGACUCUCAGACCCAUCAAACACCAUUGGACCUCUGCUGGCUGAUGACCCACAUGUCGGUCCGACCUUCGACCUGAGCGGUUUCAAAGACGGCCUAGAGGUGAUUGUGCCCCAGCCUCUCACCAUCAGAGUCCCCAUCACCGGAUACCCAACCCCCAUGGCCAACUGGACCUUCGGAGAAAAGGAGCUGACCAUCGAUGACGAACGCAUCACCAUGACAACCAAGUCCACAUUCACAGAACUGAUUGUCACACCAAGCGUCCGCCCAGACAAAGGCACCUACACCCUGCACCUGAAGAACGACGUCACGUCUGUCUCCGGAGAAAUCGAAGUCAAUGUCAUCGCGGCGCCCAGCGCUCCGAAGGACUUUAAGGUUUUGGAGGUGACCCGGCAGCACGUCCACCUGAGCUGGGAGGCUCCAGAGCACGACGGAGGAAGCCCUCUGACCGGCUACCAGGUGGAGAAACGGGACAUGUCCCGCAAGACCUGGGUCAAGGUGGUCACAGGAAUCCAGGAUCUGGAGUUCACCGUUACCGACGUGGUUGAAGGGAAGGAGUAUCUAUUCAGAGUCACCGCCUGCAACAAGUGUGGACCAGGAGAGCCGGCGUACAUCGACGAGCCUGUCAACGUCUCCUCUCCUGCCACCAUCCCCGACCCUCCCGAGAACCUGAGGUGGAGAGACAAGUCGGCCAGUGGCAUCUUCCUGACCUGGGAGCCGCCAAAGUACGAUGGUGGCACGGGUAUCCGAGGCUACAACGUGGACCGCUGUCAGAGAGGAACUGAUAAGUGGGAGCCCUGCGGAGACAUGGUACCUGAGCUGAAAUGCCAGGUGACGGGUCUGAUUGAGGGCCAGUGGUACUCGUACAGAGUCCGUGCCCUGAACCGACUCGGAGCCAGCCAGCCCUGCAAGGCCACCGACGAGAUCCAGGCCGUUGAUCCCAAAGAGCCUCCAGAGAUCCAGCUGGACGCCAAGCUACUGGCUGGUCUGACUGCCAAAGCUGGCAGCAAGAUUGAACUCCCCGCCGAGGUGACAGGUAAGCCCGAACCCCGCGUGAAAUGGACCAAGGCCGACCUGGUCCUCAAACCAGACGACAGGGUGUCCAUUGACACCAAGCCAGGACACUCCACCGUCACCAUCGCCAAGACCAAGAGAGACGACAGCUGUACCUAUAUCAUUGAGGCCACCAACAGCAGUGGCCGUGCCACUGCCACUGUCGAUGUCAACAUCCUCGAUAAGCCCGGUCCUCCGGCUGCCUUCGACAUCUCCGAGAUCACCAACGAGACCUGCUUCAUGGCCUGGAACCCUCCACGUGACGAUGGCGGCUCCAGAGUCACCAACUACAUUGUGGAACGCCGAGCUGCCGACAGCGAGAUCUGGCACAGACUGUCCUCCACCAUUAAACAGACCACGUACAAACCCGUGGGCCUGGUCAAGUUCAAGGAAUACAUCUUCAGGGUCUUCGCUGAGAACCAGUUUGGUGUUGGCCCACCAGCUGAACACCCAUCCAUCAUUGCCAAAUACCCCUUCGACACUCCUGGAGCUCCUUACAAGCUGGAGGCUUCAGACAUCGCCAAGGACUCCCUGAGUCUGGCCUGGUACGAGCCCGAUGAGGACGGAGGAAGCCCCAUCACAGGAUACUGGGUGGAGAGAUACGAACCCGACCACGACAAGUGGAUCAGAUGCAACAAGCUGCCCAUCAAAGACACAAACUACAGAGUCAAAGGACUUCCCACCAGGAAGAAGUACAAGUUCAGAGUCCUGGCUGAGAAUCUGGCUGGAACUGGAAAACCCAGCAAAGAGACAGACCAGAUCCUUGUCAAAGAUCCCAUCGAUCCUCCAUGGCCUCCCGGUAAACCAACGGUGAAGGACGUGGCCAAGACUUCCUGCUUCCUGAUGUGGACCAAACCAGAGCACGACGGCGGAGCGAAGAUCGACGGCUACAUUAUUGAGAUGCUGAAGAGUGGUACCACAGACUGGAUCCGAGUGGCGGAGGACAUCAACAUCUUGGAGCACUUCCUGAAGGGCCUGAUGGAGAAGCAAGAGUACUCAUUCAGGGUGCGAGCUGUGAACAUGGCCGGAGAGAGCGAACCAAGCGAGCCCAGUGACCCAGUGCUCUGCAAAGAGAGACUCAACCCUCCUUCGGCUCCUCGUUGGCUGGACGUGGUCAGCAUCAGCAGGAACAGCGCCGAGUUAAAGUGGACGGUUCCCGAGCGCGACGGAGGCUCCAAAAUCACCAACUACGUGGUGGAAAAGCGUGACGUCAGGCGUAAAGGCUGGCAGGUCGUCGACACCACAGUGAAGGAGCUGAAGUACACUGUGACGCCGCUCAACGAAGGAUCGCUCUACGUGUUCCGUGUCGCCGCAGAGAACGCCGUGGGUGUUGGACCGUUCUGCGAGCUCACAGACUCUGUGCUGGCCAAAGACACUUUCACCACUCCUGGGCCACCGUACGCCCUUGCCGUUGAUGCUGUGAGCAAAAGAUACGUGGACCUGCAGUGGGAGGCUCCUAAAAACGACGGUGGCAGACCCAUCCUCAGGUAUUCCUUGGAGAAGAAGGAGAAGCUUGGAACCCGCUGGGUGAAAUGCGGGAAGACUUCAGGUCCAGACUGUAAGUACAGAGUGACAGACGUCAUAGAGGGAACAGAGGUUCAGUUCCAGGUCAGGGCCGAGAACGAGGCUGGUGUUGGCCACCCAAGUGAGCCCACCGAGAUCCUCACCAUCGAAGAUCCAACAGGCACCCCAUCACCGCCCGUCGAGCUGCACGUGACCGGAGCCAGCCGUGACUUCCUGUCCAUUGCCUGGAAGCCUCCACUGAGAGAUGGCGGCUGCCCCAUCAGCGGCUACCACAUUGAGAUGUGUGAGGCCGGGACAGAGAAGUGGAUGAGGGUCAACUCUCGGCCAGUGAAGGAGCUGAAGUACCGCGUGGAGGAGGGCGUGGUCCCCGAGAAGGAGUACAUCCUCAGAGUGAGGGCCAUCAACGCCAUCGGAGUCAGCGAGCCCUCUGACAUCUCCGAGAACGUUUUCGCCAAAGAAUCCGACUGUAACCCGACACUGGAAUUCCAGACUCUGGAUCUUGUUGUUGUGGAAACAGAGAAGCUGCACAUCCCAGUUCCUUUCAGAGCCAUCCCCUCACCCAGAAUCACCUGGCACAAAGACGGCAGAGAGCUGAAGGCCGACGAACGCCUCAGCUUCAGGAAGGAGUAUGUUUCCUGUCACCUGGAGGUUGAAAGCAGCCUUCACGCCGAUGCCGGACAGUACAAAGUGACUCUGGAGAACAAACUAGGAGCUGCCAGCGCCACCAUCAACGUCAAAGUCAUCGGUCUUCCUGGUCCCUGUAAGGAAAUCCUGGCCUCUGACAUCACAAAGAGCUCCUGCAAAGUUACUUGGGAUCCUCCAGACUACGAUGGCGGCAGCCCGAUUCUUCACUACGUCCUGCAGCGGCGUGAGGCCGGGAGGAGGACGUAUGUCAACAUGAUGUCCGGAGAGAACAAGGUGAGCUGGAACGUGAAAGACCUCAUCCCCAAUGGAGAGUACUACUUCAGAGUCCAGGCUGUCAACAAGAUCGGAGGAGGAGAGUUUGCUGAGCUCCGCAACCCCGUCAUUGCUGAGGACCAGAAACAUGCUCCUGACCCACCGGUGGACGUGGAGACCCAUAACCCCACAUCAAGCACCAUCACUCUGACUUGGAAGCCACCCAUGUACGACGGUGGCGCCAAGAUCAUGGGCUACGCCCUGGAGAAGCAGCAGAAGGGAGAGGACAAGUGGGAGAGGUGCAACGACUUCCUGGUGCCUGUUCUGUCCUACACCGUCAGAAGGCUGACGGAGGGCAAGAACUACUCCUUCAGAGUCAAAGCCGAAAACGCCGCCGGGGUUAGCGAGCCGUCACGCAACACGCUAUUCGUCAAAGCGUCAGACAGCAUCGAUCCUCCGAAGGUUUUCCUGAGUGGCAGCCUGCAGUCCGGUCUCAGCGUAAAGCGAGGCUGUGAGAUCUGCCUGAACGCCAACAUUUCUGGCGCCCCUUACCCUCAGAUCACCUGGUACUGGAACAACCAGGUGAUCCGGCCUGAGCCGCUCCGCAAGAGGCCCGAAAAACCCCUGAAGAAGAAGGUAGAGAAGAAGGAAGAGAAGAAAGAAGAGGAGAAGAAGGAGGAGGGAGAGGCCGAGAAGAAAGAAGAGCAGGCUGGAGAGGUGAAGGAAGGAGAAGAGAAGAAGGAAGGAGAGGAGAAGAAAGAGGAGAAGAAGGAAGAGGAGAAGAAGGAGGAGGAGAAGAAGGAAGAGGAGGCAGCAGCGCCUGAGGUGGAGGAGACCGACUACCCGACGAUAAACGAACGUCUGACCAUCAACAACAGCCACAGGGGCGAGUCCUCUGUGGUCAUCAAGGACUCGAUCCGCGCCGACCACGGUGUCUACAUGGUGAAGGUGGAGAACGACCACGGCAUCGCCUCGGCAACCUGCGAGGUCAACGUGCUCGAUACUCCUGGGCCUCCUGUGAACUUCAAAUUUGAGGAAGUGAGGAAGAACUCUGUUAUCUGCAAGUGGGAUCCUCCUCUGGACGAUGGCGGCAGUGAGAUCCUCAACUACACUCUGGAGAAGAAGGACAACUCAAAGCUGGAGAUCGGCUGGAGCUGCGUCACCUCCACACUGAGAGGUUGCCGCUACCUGGUGCCCAAACUCAUCGAGAAAAAGGAGUACAUCUUCAGGGUUGUGGCUGAGAACAAGUUUGGUGCUGGUCCAUACUGCAUCUCCAAACCACUCAUCGCCAAGAAUCCUUUCGAACCUCCUGAGGCUCCUGACAAGCCGGAGAUUGAUGACAUUACAGCCCACAGCAUGCUGGUCACAUGGAACGAGCCAAACGACAACGGCAGCCCCAUCUUGGGAUACUGGGUGGAGCGCCGUGAGAUCAACAGUUCGCACUGGGCACGUGUCAACAGGAACAUCGUCAAUGACACUGAGCUGAAUGUUGAAGGUCUACUGGAGGGUCUGACUUACAUCUUCAGGGUGGCGGCUGAAAACCAAGCCGGACCUGGAAAGUUCAGUCCCCCCUCCGAACCCAAGACAGCCCAGGCUCCGAUCCUACCUCCUGGACCUCCAGUUGCCCGAGUGGUGACAACCACCGACCACUCCAUUGACGUGGAAUGGGACCCACCUGUUGACAACGGUGGAGGAGACAUCCUGGGAUACCACGUGGAUAAGGCCGUGGCUGGGAGCAAGGACUGGUCCAGGUCUACAGAACGUCCCUGGAAGAACCGCGCCUUCACUGUCUAUGGAGUUCGUGAGGGAGCCAAGUAUCUGGUCAGAGUCAUUGCCUGCAAUGCUGCUGGAGAGGGAACACCAGGAUUCACAGAGUCUGUGUUCGUCAGGAAUCCUGCAGAGGUGCCUCUGAUUGAACUGGAACUGUCCAUCAAGAAUGGUGUGAUAAUCAGAGCUGGAGAGAUACUCCGUGUACCUGCUACAGUCACAGGUAAACCAUACCCGUCCAUCACCUGGACCAAAGACGAUGCCAAACCUGACAAAGACCGUGUGGAGAUCCUCACUGAGGGCAACGACAGCGUUGUUUCAAUCAAGAAAGCUCAGAGGAAGGACAGUGGCAAAUACCACAUCUCUGCUUGCAACCCCAGUGGCAUUAAGGGUGCUUCCAUCAGAGUGGAGGUCAUGGAUGUCCCCGGACCCAUCACAGACCUGAAGCCUGUUGUUGUCACUCGCAAGAUGAUCUUCUUGAACUGGGAUGACCCAGAGGAUGACGGAGGUAGCGACCUGACCGGCUUCAUUGUGGAGCGAAGAGAUGCCAAGAUGCACACAUGGAGGCAGCCUGUUGAAACUGCCUCAUCCAAGUGUGAAUGCGUGGGCAUAAUGGAGGGACAGGAGUACUUCUUCCGGGUCAUCGCCAAGAACAAGUAUGGCAUGGGCCCGCCCGUUGAGCUGGGACCCAUUAAGGCUGUGGACCCACAGGGCCCACCAUCAUACCCCGAGAAGUUCCACUACACUGAACGCACCAAGAACUCCAUCACAUUUUCUUGGAAGCCACCACGUAAUGAUGGUGGCAGCCCUGUCAUCGGCUACUUUAUUGAGAAGAAGAGGCAGGACCAGCAGGCCUUCGAGCCCUGCAACACAGUGAUUUGCCCCAACAUGACCAUGACCGUGGAGGGUCUGGAGGAGGACUGGAUGUAUGAGUUCAGGAUCAAAUGCGCCAACCUAAUCGGAGAGAGCGAGCCAUCCAUCCCGUUAACUGUGGUCAUCCAAGACGAUGAAGUGUCUCCUGAGGUCCACAUGCUGAAGCACUUCAAGGGCGACUCCAUUACCGUGAAGAAGGGUGAGCCCAUUGAGAUCCCUGCUGAUGUCCUCGGCCUGCCCAUCCCCAAGGUCGAGUGGACCAAGGAUGACGUACUGAUUGACACGCCCACCGAGGCUCUGCUGAUAGAGACAGUAGAUACUGGCAGGAUGAACUGCAAGACCACACUGUCCAUCCCAACAGCCAACAGAAGGGACCGUGGCAGCUAUACUGUGUCUGCCUCCAACAACAUGGGCUCAGCCAAGCACACCAUCUUUGUCAUGGUUCUAGACCGGCCACUUCCACCCAGGAAUAUCACAGUGUCUAACAUUAGGGCAGAAUCUUGCUACCUCCAGUGGGACGCACCACUGGAUAAUGGUGGCAGCGAACUAACCAACUACAUUGUUGAGAGGAAGGACGUGGUAACAGAGGAGCCAGAGCUGGAAGAGGGACAGGAAGCUCCUCCGGAACCACAGUGGGUGGAGGUUACCAACAGCAUAAUUGAGAAGAAAUACGGGGUAUGGAACCUAGAGACCAACAAGACCUACCUGUUCCGGGUCAGAGCCGAGAAUCGCUACGGCAAAUCUGACCCCUGCUCAACAGAAGAAGUCCAGAUCACAGAUCCAUUUGGCCUUCCCGGGCCACCGGAGAAACCAACCGUUGCAGAAUACUCCAAGACCUCCAUGACCCUAAACUGGGAGCCACCCAGGGACAACGGCGGCUCUAUGAUUAUUGGUUACUGGCUGGAGAAGAGGGAGAAAGGCACCGACUACUGGGCCAGAGUCAACAAGAUGCCGGUUACCAAGAGGGGCAUGAAAGGCUGGGAAUACCAGGUGACUCGUCUGUUUGAAGGAACAGAGUAUGAGUUCAGGGUUGCUGCCUGCAACUCUGCAGGAACUGGACCAUUCAGUGGACCUUCCGACUCUGCCUUCGCUGUCGAUCCAAUCACUCCUCCAAGCAUGCCCGCUGCUCCUGAGGUGGUCGAUAAGACAAAGUACAGUGUCACCCUGUCCUGGAAGCCACCAGAGAGGGACGGAGGAAGCCCCAUCAAGGGUUACAUCAUCCAGAUCCAGGGUGAGGGCACAUCAGAGUGGAUGAGUGUGAACGACCCAGAAUCACCGCACCCCACCACUGAGUUCACUGUGCCCAACCUCCGUGCGCUGAAACGCCACCGCUUCAGGAUCAUCGCUGUCAACGAUAUCGGCGAGUCCGACCCCAGCCCCCGCACUAGCGAGGUUCUGAUUGAAGACGUCCAGCUUGCACCUUCCAUCAAUAUUGACGUAGUCGUAGAUGAUCUGCUGUGCAUCCGUGCUGGAGAUCCAAUCAGGAUCCCCGCCACCAUCAAGGGCCGCCCUGCUCCCAAAGUAACCUGGGACUUUACUGGCAAAGCCAAGUCCCACAAGAAGAACAAACUGCACACACUGCCUGUGGAUUCCGAGAUUGAGUCCACUGACACCACGUCCAUUGUGACAGUCCCUGUUAGUCUGAGGAGCCAUUCUGGACGUUACACCAUCACUGCCAAGAACAAGUCCGGACAGAAACACGUCAAUGUCAGAGUCAUCGUCCUUGACGUCCCUGGAGCUCCAAAGGAGCUGAGGGUUACUGACAUCACCCGUGCGACAAUGAGGCUUAUCUGGAAACUCCCUGACACUGACGGAGGAGAGAGAAUCAAGAGCUACUUUAUUGAGAAGAAAUGUAUCACUGACAAGGCCUGGACAAAGGUGAAUGCAGCCUGUGCCAGCCAAGCCUACGUGGUUCCAGGCCUGCUAGAAGGUCAGGACUACCUGUUCAGGGUCCGAGCUGAGAACAGACUUGGAUUCGGCCCAUUCACUGUCACCACUGAACCUGUCCGGGCCAGAGACCCCAUCUACCCACCCGACCCCCCCACCAAGGUGAAGGUCAACCUGGUGACAAAGAACACCGUUACAUUGACCUGGGAGGCUCCCAAAAACAAUGGUGGCUCUCCAGUGAAGCAUUACAUCAUUGAGCGUUUGAGCUGGGACACCAGUGGCAAGGAGAAGGAGACCUGGAAGCAGUGCAACAAGAGAGAAGUGGAGGAACUCACCUUUGUGGUUGAGGACCUGAAGGAGGGAGCAGAAUAUGAGUUCAGAGUAAAAGCUGUGAACGCUGCUGGACCCAGCCGACCCUCUGCCACCGCUGGACCCCUGGUCAUCAAGGAUCAGACAUGUGCUCCCACCAUUGAGCUGCGUGAGGCCAUGGAGGGUGAGGAGGGCUGUGAUGUCAGCAUUGUGGCGAAGGUGAGCGGCUGUCCGUUCCCCACACUCACCUGGCAGAAAGCCAGCCUGGCCAAACCUGAGGAGAAGGCUGCUGUCAAGUACGACCAGCACAUCAACAAACUGGUGACCCAGGACAAGUGCACGCUGCUAAUCCAGCAGGCCAGCAGGAACGACAGCGCCCUCUUCAGCCUGACGGCAAGCAACAGCCUGGGCACCGUCACCAAGGACAUCAAGCUCUCCGUGCUUGGACCUCCCGGCCCUCCUGUCGCACCCCUCAAGUUCACUGAGGUGUUUGCGGAGAGGAUUGGCCUGGCCUGGAACCCUCCCGCAGACGAUGGUGGAUCCAAGAUCACCAACUACGUGGUUGAGAAGCGCGAGGAAAACAGGAAGUCCUGGGUCCAUGUCUCCAAUGACCCCAAGGAAUGCGCCUACGUGGUGACACGCCUCACUGAGAACCACGAGUACGAGUUCAGAGUCAUGGCCCAGAACAAGUUCGGAGUUGGGCCUCCGCUGGUCAGCGAGCCGGAGAAAGCCAGAAACCUCUUCACCGUCCCGGGUCAAUGUGAGAAACCAACCGUGACUGACGUCUGUCUGGAGUCGAUGACCGUCAACUGGGAUGAGCCCAAGUACGAUGGCGGCUCCUCCAUCACCGGCUACAUCAUCGAGAAGAAGGAGACCACCUCCAAGCGCUGGGCCCGCGUCAACCGCGACCCGAUCCGAGCGCUGCCACUGGGCAACAACUGGGACGUCACCGGCCUGUUGGAAGGCGCCAUGUACCAGUUCAGAGUCAUUGCUGUCAACGCUGCUGGCUGUGGUCUGCCCAGCCUGCCCUCCGACCCUGUACUCUGCAGAGACCCCAUCAAGCCUCCUGGACCACCCAUCCCGAAGGUGACGGACUGGACGAAGUCGACGGUGGAGCUGGAGUGGAUCCCUCCUGUGUUGGACGGAGGGUCAAAGGUCACAGGCUACAUUGUGGAGUACAAGGAGGUGAACAAGGAGGAGGAGGAGAAGAAAGCUCAAAGGAGGCUGCUGCUGAGUGACGCUGAUGAGGAGAAGGAGCCCGAGGCCGAGGAGACAUGGGAGAAGGGGAAGGACACAGAGAUCAGAGGAACCAAGUUCGUGGUGGCCGGUCUGAAGGAAGGCGGUCUGUACCGCUUCAGAGUCCUAGCUGUGAACGCCGCUGGAGUCGGAGAACCAGGAUUCGUGGCUGAGCUGAUCGAGGUCAAAGACAGAACAAUUCCUCCUGAGAUGGACCUGGAUGCCUCAGUGAAGGAGAAGAUCGUGGUCCACGCCGGUGGCACCAUACGCAUCAUCGCCUACGUGUCCGGCAAACCCGCGCCACAGAUCACCUGGUGCCGUGACGACGCCGAGGUGCCCAAAGAGGCCGUGGUAGAGAAAACAGGCAUAUCCAAUUCACUGAUCAUCAAGAACUGCAGGCGCCAACACCAGGGCAUCUACACCCUGAGCGCCAAGAACGAAGGAGGAGAGAGGAAAAAGGCCGUCAUUGUCGAGGUCCUGGACGUCCCCGGACCAGUCGGCCUUCCCUUUGCUGGCGAGAAUCUGACCAACGACUCCUGCAAACUGACCUGGUACUCCCCUGAGGAUGACGGUGGCUCUGCCAUCACCAACUACAUCAUCGAGAAGAGGGAGUCGGACCGCAUGGGCUGGACGUCGGUGUCAUACACUGUCACAAGGAACAACGCUGUGGUGCAGGGACUCAUUGACGGCAAGGGCUACUUCUUCAGGAUCGCAGCCGAGAACAUCAUCGGAAUGGGACCUUUCAUCGAGACCGACAAAAUGGUUCUCAUCAAGGACCCUAUCUCUGUCCCGGAGCGUCCAGAGGACUUGAUUAUUACCGCUGUUACCAAGGACUCCAUCUCUGUCACCUGGAGACCGCCCAAGUACGACGGCGGUGCUGAGGUGACCGAGUACGUCCUCGAGUCCCGCAUGAUCGGCCGGGACACCUUUGUACGAAUAGGUGCAGAGGACAAGCUGAUGGACAAGAAGUUCACACUGACAGGGCUGAAAGAUGGCUCGAGCCACGAGUUCAGAGUCUCUGCCAUCAACCAGGUGGGGCAGGGCAAAACGUCCUUUGCCACCAAACCUGUCCAGUGCAAGGACGAGCUUGAACCACCUACUCUGGACCUGGACUUCAGGGACAAGAUGAUGGUGAAGGUAGGAGACAGCUGCACACUGUCGGGACGCUACACUGGAAAACCCACCCCGGCUAUCACCUGGACGAAGAAUGAUGAGGAGCUGAAGGCGGAUGAGGAGAUCGGCCUCCACAGCACCGGCCACCACCUCAGCCUCAACAUCAGCAAGGCCAAGAGAGAGCACAGUGGCCGCUACUGCGUCAGCGUGGAAAACGCCGCCGGACCUCGCACAGGAAUCUGCACCAUCACCGUGGUUGACCGUCCUCAGCCUCCGGAGGGCCCCGUGGUCUUCAACGAGGUCUACAGGAACUACAUGGUGAUCUCCUGGAACCCUCCUCUGGAUGACGGAGGCUGCGCUGUCUCCAACUACAUCAUCGAGAAGAGAGACACCAACAGAGACCUGUGGAUGCCUGUCACCUCGUCCUGCACCAGGACCUCCUGCAAGGUGCCGAAGCUGAUCGAGGGUCGUGAAUACAUCAUCAGGAUCAUGGCUCAGAACAUCUACGGCAUUAGCGACCCCUUGCUGUCUGCAGAGACCAAGGCUAGAGACGUCUUCAAGGUGCCCGACGCUCCUAAACAGCCCACAGUGAAGGAAGUUUACCACGACUCCGCCCUCAUCAGCUGGGAGCCUCCUGCCGACGGAGGAAAACCAAUCACAGGCUACAUCGUGGAGAGGAAGGAGACCAUGGCCAACAGGUGGGUUCGCUGCAACACAGAGAGAAUCUUUCCGAAGGUGGAGUACUGGGUAACGGAGCUGCUGCAAGGUUGUGAGUACGAGUUCAGAGUCAGCGCUGAGAACGUGGUGGGAGCCGGAGACCCGAGCCCGCCAUCCAAGCCCGUCUUCGCCAAAGAUCCCAUUGUGAAACCCGGUCCACCAGUGAAGUUCCAGACCAUCGACUUUACCAAGGAAUCUGUGACUCUGUCCUGGCAGCCUCCCACUGACACCGGCAGAGGAAAGAUCUUAGGAUAUCUACUGGAGUUCCAGAAGGCUGGAGAGGAGGAGUGGAGCAAGGUGAACCAGACUCCUGACUCCUGCCAGGAGACCAAAUUUAAAGUGAUCAACCUGGAUGAUGGUUCUCUGUACCGCUUCAGAGUCAUGGCUGUCAACGCUGCUGGAGAGUCCGACCCGGCUAGCCUUAAGGAGCCAAUCAGAGUGAUGGACAGACUUGAGCCCCCAGAGCUGAUUCUGGACGCUGGAAUGACCCGGGAGGUGAAGGCCAUGGCUGGCACUCACAUCACACUGAUGGCCACUAUCAAUGGCGUUCCAUUCCCCACCGUCACCUGGAAGAAGAAUGACGCCGAUGUGCCCACGAGGGCAGACAUUGAGACAAACCAGGCAGGCACCAAGCUGGAGAUGAGGUUCUGUAACCGUGGUGACUGUGGAGACUACACCCUCACUGUGGAGAACCCUGCUGGAUCCAAGACUGCCACCUGCACCGUUCUGGUCUUUGACAAACCUGGUCCCAUCCAGCACCUCCGGGUGUCUGACAUCAGGUGUGACUCUGCCUACCUGUCCUGGAAGGACCCAGAGGACAACGGUGGUGCCCGCAUCACAAACUUUGUGGUAGAGAAGAAAGACACUGCAGCCACUCAGUGGGUCCCUGUCUGCUCCACAUCCAAGAAACGCAGCAUGAUGCUGAAGCACCUGAUGGAGGGCACAUCCUACUCAUUUAGAGUUGCUGCUGAGAACCAGUACGGCCGCAGCGAAUACAUUGAGACGCCAAAGGCCAUCAAGGCAAUGAACCCACUCUUCCCUCCUGGUCCUCCCAAAGACCUGCACCACACCGACGUGGACAAGACUGAGGUGUGGUUGGUCUGGAACUGGCCAGAUCGCAAUGGAGGAAGUGAGAUCACAGGAUUCCUGGUGGAGUAUCAGGAAGAGGGAGAGAGGGAGUGGGACGAGUGGAAGACCGUCAGCAUCCCUGAGAGUCAUGUGACUGGCCUGGAAGAAGGAAAGACAUACCGCUUCAGAGUGAGGGCUGAGAAUGCCAUUGGCCUCAGCAGACCCGACACCACUGUGCCUAUCCUCUGCCAGGAAAAACUAGUGCCUCCAAUCGUCGAGGUGGACGUUAAGCUCAUUGAAGGCAUCAUCGUAAAGGCUGGCACCACCAUCAGGCUGCCAGCUAUCAUGAGAGGAAUCCCUGUUCCCACUGCCAAAUGGACCAUUGAAGGAGAAGAGAUCACCAGCGAGGGCAACAUCAAGAUCGACACUGACAACUUCUCCACUGUGCUCAGCAUUAAUGAGUGCACCAGGAAUCACUCUGGAACCUACCUGCUCACUGUGUCCAACCCAGCUGGAACCAAGACAGUUGCCUUGAACGUCACUGUGUUGGACGUUCCCGCUGCUCCCAUAGGACCUGCCAACAUCCUGGAGGUCACUCCAGAUUCCAUGAUGAUUGAAUGGCGUCCUCCCAAGGACGAUGGUGGUAGCCCUGUCACCAACUACAUUGUGGAGAAGAGAGAGUCAAAAAAGGAGACCUGGGGAGGUGUGAGCUCUGGGAGCCUUGCCACCCAGCUCAAUAUCACCCGCCUGCAGAAGGGAGUGGAAUAUGUGGUUCGCAUUCGUGCUGCGAAUAAGAUGGGCAUUGGUGCUCCACUGGAGAGCAAGCCCACCGUUGCUGAGCACUCUUUCAUGCCACCCAGCCAGCCUGGUAAGCCACAGACCUCUGAUAUUGCAGAGGAUGCUGUUACAGUUGGCUGGACCAUGCCCCUCUCUGAUGGUGGUAGCCAGAUAUCUGGCUACAUCGUUGAGCGCAGACACAAAGGAGGAAAAUGGAUCCGUGUCAACAAGACACCCUGCAAGGACCUGAGGUACAGAGUCUUGGGUCUGUUUGAGGGCAAUGAGUACGAGUUCAGAGUGUUUGCUGAGAAUAUUGCCGGUUACAGCGGCCCCUCUCCCAUCUCUGACCCCUGCAAGCCCUGCAGGCCCAUCACCAUCCCCGGCCCCCCUGUCAACCCCAAAGUUAAAGAUUACAGCAAGACCACCGCUGACCUUGUGUGGACCAAACCCAACAAAGAUGGAGGCAGCCCCAUCCUGGGCUACAACGUGGAAAUGAAGAAAGCCGAUAUUGAAGAAUGGAAAAAAGUUAACCUUGAUGACUUCAUCAAGCAGUGUGCCUACAGGGUGAAGGGUCUGGAGGAGGGCGUGACCUACAGAUUCAGAGUUUAUGCCACAAACAUAAUCGGAGAUGGAGAGGUCAGAGAAAUCCCAGAGUCCAUCACUGCUCAGGAUAUCCUCAUCCCUCCAGAGAUUGAGAUGGACGCCACCUGCCGUGAGCGCGUCACUGUGCGUGUAGGACACAACAUCAACAUCAUUGGCUACAUCAAAGCCCGUCCUGACCCUGAAGUGCUUUGGUCAAAGGAAGAGACGGUUCUGGAGAACAGCAAACGUGUCACCAUCAUUCAAAACUUCCCUGUGGUCCACCUGAAGAUCAAGGAGGCAACAAGAGCUGACCAUGGCAAAUACAUCCUAAAGGCUUCAAAUGAGGGUGGUGAGGCCUCCUGCACCAUUACAGUCAAUGUGCUAGACAGACCUAGCCACUGCCAGAAUCUACACGUGACCUAUGCCACCAAGGACUCAUGCAUGAUCAACUGGGAGGCCCCUAAGGACAAUGGUGGAUCAGAGAUCACCAACUACAUCGUGGAGUGCCGUGAACCCAGCAUUAGUAUGUGGUCCAUGAUCUCCUCCAGCUGCACCAAUCGUAAGAUCAAGGCUAAGCUGAUGGAGGGUCAUGAGUACCUGUUCCGUGUCUGUGCUGAGAACAAGAUGGGACCAGGACCGUCUGUGGAGACCAAGGUCCCUCUGCUGGCCAUCGACUGCAUCGAGAAACCAGGUGAGCCUGAGAACUUCAGAGCCACUGACAUUGGUAAGAACCACGUCUAUCUGAGAUGGAGGAAGCCUGACUACGAUGGUGGCAGCCCCAACAUCUCCUACAACUUGGAAUGCAAAGCCAAAGAUGCUGAGGAGUGGGAGAAACUUAACACUGCCACUCUCACUGACACCUUUUUCCUGGCUGACAAAUGCACGGAGAACCAGACAUACACCUUCAGGGUGCAGACUGUUAAUGAAGGCGGUGAGAGUGCUUGGGUGAAACUUGCUGAUAUUCUGGUGAAGGAGGAGAUCCAGAAGCCUGUAAUUGACCUGAAGUUGGCCGGAGUUUUGACAGUGAAGGUCGGAGAAUCUGUUAGGAUAGAGGCUGCACUGAGAGGAAAGCCCCAGCCUGAGGUUAAAUGGAUAAAAGAUAAAGCUGUCGGAGACAACCCCAGAUUGAGCUAUGAGACUGGCCCCGACUACUCCAAGUUCCUCAUGACCAAGUCCAGACGUACUGACACUGGAAAGUAUGUCAUCACUGCCACCAACCCAGCCGGGACCUUCACAGCAUAUGCCAACGUUAACGUCCUGGAUGUCCCUGGCCCGGUGAGGAACCUCAGGAUUACCGGCAUCGGAGCCGACAAGUGCAGAGUGAUUUGGGAUGCUCCUGAGGAUGAUGGUGGUUGCGAGGUGGACAGCUACAUCCUGGAGAAAUGCGAGACCAGGAGGAUGGUCUGGUCGACAUAUUCAGCCUCUGUGGUCACACCAUACUGCAACGUCACUCGUUUGGUGGAAAGCAACGAGUACAUCUUCAGAGUGAGGGCUGAGAACAAGAUGGGAACCGGCCCUGCUAUGGAGAGCAAACCUGUUACUGUCAAGACUCAGUUCAACAAACCUGGACCACCUGAGGCCCCUGAGGUCACUAAGGUGAGCAAAGAUGAGAUGACAGUUGUCUGGGCUCCUCCUGAGAAUGAUGGUGGAAAAUCGAUCACUGGCUACAUCCUGGAGAGGAAAGAGAAGAGGGCAGUGCGCUGGGUGCCCUGCACAAAGAGCCCCAUCUCCGAGAGACGCAUGAAAGUCAGCAACCUGAUUCCCAACCAUGAGUACCAGUUCAGGGUGAAGGCUGAGAAUGAGGUCGGCCUAGGAGAGCCUAGCAAACCCUGCAGACCUGUUGCAGCCAAAGAUCCCAUUGAGCCCCCUGGCCCCCCUGCAGGCUUGAAGGUGGGUGACAGCACCAAGACCUCUAUCACCCUGUCCUGGUCUAAACCCGUGUAUGAUGGCGGUGCCCCCAUUAUCGGCUACAGCCUGGACAUGAGACUGAAGAGCGAGGCAGACCCUGAGAAGCCCACAGAGGGCUGGAAGAGAAUUGACACCCAUGGUCCACUGGUGCUCACAGAGUUCACUAUCGGCCAGCUAGAUGAGAAGCAAGAGUAUGACUUUAAGGUGUCUGCCAAAAACCAGGUGGGCUGGGGACGUCAUGCCUACUUGAAGGAGGCCGUCUUCCCCAAGGAGGUCCUGGAGGCUCCAGAGAUUGAUCUGGACGCCAGUCUGAGGAAAGGCCUGGCUGUCAGGGCUGGCUGUCCAAUCAGGCUUUUCGCUGUGAUCAGAGGAAGGCCCUCCCCCAAAGUUACCUGGAAGCGCAUUGGCGUGGACAAUGUGAUCCGCCGAGGUCAUGUGGACCAAGUUGACACCAUGUCCUUCCUGGUCAUCCCUGAAAGCACCAGAGAGGAUUCUGGGAGAUACUCACUGACACUGUCGAACUCGGCUGGAGAGAAAGCCGUGUUUGUUCGUGUCAAAGUCCUUGAUACUCCUGGUCCUGUUGGCGGACUGGAGGCGACAGAUGUCACCAAGACAACAGCUCAGCUGUCCUGGUUGCCACCGGAGAAUGACGGUGGUAGCCCCAUCCUCAACUACAUUGUAGAGAAACGUGAGGUGGAUAGAAAGACCUGGACCAAGUGCAUAGAGGACCUGAAGAAGACUAGCUUCAAGGUGACCAACAUGACACCUGGCAUCGAGUACUACUUCAGAGUCAUGGCCUGCAACAAAUAUGGCAUUGGACUUCCUCAGGAUUCGCCCAAGUCCUACCUGGCUGUGGACCCCUGCAGUGAGCCAGACCCUCCAAAGAAGAUGGAAGUGUUGGAGAUCACCAAGAACAGCGCCACACUGGGUUGGCUAAAGCCACUCAGAGAUGGAGGAGCCAAGAUCAACGGAUAUGUGGUGGACUACCAGGAGGAGGGUACGCCCGAGGACAAGUGGACACCUUACUCUGUGGUGAAAGACAUGACCAUCGUGGUGGUUGGUCUGAAUGAAGGAAAGAAGUACAAGUUCAGAGUGGCAGCCAGGAACUCAGUGGGAGUCAGCUUGGCUCGAGAGGCGGAGGGAGUGUUUGAGGUCAAGGAGCAGCUCAUGGCUCCUAAGGUCAUUUUGCCUGACAUUGUGACAGUCAGAGCUGGAUCCAAGAUGGUGGUUGAGGCCAUUGUGGCAGGUAAACCUGCUCCCUUCUGCAAGUGGAAGCAGGGCAGCGAAGAUGUGCUGACCUCUGAUCGCCUGUCCGUCGUUAAGACGCUGACCACCUGCACACUUAUCAUUAAGAACGUGAGAAGAAAGGACAGCGGCUACUACAGCCUGUCAGCUGAGAACAGUACUGGCAAGAUCAACCAGAUCCUCAGAGUCACUGUCAUGGACCUUCCUGGACCCCCUGAAGCUCCUCUGGAGAUCACUGAACCAGACAUAGAUGCCUGCACGCUACUCUGGAACUCCCCACAGGAGGAUGGUGGCAGCAACAUCACCAACUAUAUUGUGGAGAAGUGUGACGUCAGCCAGGGCGACUGGAUCCCUGUGUCCACUUCCUGCACCAAAACCAGCUUUAGAGUGACCAAACUGACAACUGGUAAAGAGUAUGGAUUCCGGGUCCGUGCCGAGAACAGGUUCGGUGUCUCAGAGCCCAUCUACUCAGAGAAGAUGAUUGCCAGAUAUCCAUUUGAUCCUCCAAGCGAGCCCAGAAACCUACAGAUCAACAAGAUCAACAAGGACUUCGUCAUCCUGUCAUGGGAGCGUCCCAGCAGCGACGGCGGCACCCCAAUCACUGGAUACUGCAUUGAAAAGAAGGAAAGGAACAGCCUUCUGUGGAUGAGGGCCAACGAGUCUGUGGUCAAAGCCACCCAGUACACCUGCACCAGCCUGAUGGAGGGCCUGGAGUACACCUUUAGGGUGUCGGCACUCAACCUGGCUGGACAGGGCAAACCUUGCAAACAGACCGACUUCAUCACCGCCAGGACUGCUGUUGAUCCACCAGGUAAACCUGAACCCAUGGAUGUGAACAAGAGCUCUGUGUCAUUGGUCUGGAGCCGCCCCAAGCAUGACGGCGGUAGCAAGCUGAUUGGCUACCACAUGGAGUACACAAAGCUUCCAGAGGAGAAGUGGAUACGCUGCAACGCCAACUGCAUGAGCAUCCAGACGGAGAGUUAUGUGGUGACCGGCCUGGAGGAGGGCCGACAGUACCAGUUUAGAGUCAUUGCUAAGACCGCCAUCAACACCAGCCUGCCGUCUGAGCUGUCUGACCCCAUCGCUGUCAUUGCUGAAAAUGUUCCCCCUCGUGUUGACCUGGGCGUCAACAUGAAGAACCUGAUCGUGGUGAAAGCCGGAGAGAAUGUUUUCCUGGAUGCUGAGGUGUUCGGCAAGCCCCUGCCAAAGGUGAGCUGGAAGAGAGACGGAGCGCCUCUCGUCCUUCGCGAGGGAAUGAAGAUGAUCCAGAAGAAACAUGUCCACCUGCUGGAGCUCUUCUCUGUCACCAGGAAGGAGUCUGGAGACUACACUAUCACCGCUGAGAAUCUCAGUGGCAGCAAGUAUGCUACCAUCAAGGUCAAGGUGCUCGACAAACCCGGCCCUCCAGCCUCAGUGAAAAUUGGUAAGGUGUUUGCUGACCAUGUUAAGUUGCGAUGGGAGCCCCCAAUAGCGGACGGUGGCUCUGAGAUCACAAACUACAUCAUAGAGAAGCGUGAGACCAGCAGGGCCAACUGGGCGCUGGUCAGCUCCAACAUCCAUGGACACGUCACUGACUGCUCAGUGGAGAAACUCAUUGAAGGACAUGAGUAUGAGUUCAGAGUCAGUGCUGAGAACCAGUAUGGUGUGGGAGACCCCAACAUGACUAACUCUGUCAUGGUCAAGAACCCAUACGAUGUUCCUGGUCCAUGCGAGCCGCCCGUAAUCACCAACAUUACUCAGAACUCUAUGACAGUGAGCUGGAAAGCCCCAGCCAACGACGGCAAGGCCACCAUCCUGGGAUACAUGCUGGAGAAACGUGAGGCCACCGAGCUGACCUGGGCUAAGGUCAACCGCCGACCAGUUAUUGAUAGAACCCUCAAAGCUGCUCAGCUGUCCGAGGGCUCUGAGUACGAGUUCAGAGUCAUCGCCAUGAACAAAGCCGGUUUGGGCAAACCCAGCGACGCAUCCAGUGCUGCAUUGGCUGUUGACCCUGUCUAUCCUCCCGGACCUCCUGCCUUCCCCAAGGUGGUGGACUCCACCAAGAGCUCCAUUAGCCUCAGCUGGACCAAACCAGCCUAUGAUGGUGGCUGUGAGAUCAUUGGCUACCUGGUGGAGUGUAAGCGAGCCGAAGCUGAGGACUGGACCAAGUGCAACGUCCCAAAGAAGCUCCAGGACACCAAAUUCCUAAUGACAGGCCUGAUGGACAACACUGAGUACCAGUUCAGAGUAACUGCUGUCAACAAGAUUGGCUACAGCGAGCCCAGUGAGGUCCCUGGAAACCACAUGGCCAAGGACAUCCUAAUCGCUCCUGAAGCUGAGCUGGAUGCUGACCUAAGAAAGGCUUUGGUUCUUCGUGCUGGCGUUACCAUGAGGCUCUACGUCCCACUGAGAGGACGUCCGGCACCAAAGGUGACAUGGACAAAGGUGGACGCCAACCUGAAGGAGAGGCAGGGUCUGCUGAUCAAGACGUCCGAGUGGGACACCCUACUGAUGGCCGAGGACAUUAACAGAUAUGACGCUGGCAAAUACGUCCUGACACUGGAGAAUAGCAGCGGCUCCAAGAGCUACACCAUUGUGGUCAAGGUCCUUGAUUCUCCUGGACCACCUGUGAACCUGAUUGUCAAGGAGACCUCCAAAAGCCACGCCUGCAUCACCUGGGAGCCCCCGCUGAUUGACGGUGGCAGCCCAGUCAAGAGCUAUGUCGUAGAGAAACGUCUGGCCGAAAGAAAAGCCUGGACCUGCGUGUCGGCAGAGUGCCCCAAAACCUCAUUCAGGAUCACCAACCUGGAGGGUGGACAGGCCUACUGCUUCAGAGUGCUGGCUGAAAACAACUAUGGCAUCGGAGAGGGCUGUGAGACUGCCGGCAGCGUCCGAGCCUCAGAACAACCUGGUCCAGUGAUGGACUUCAAAGCCCAGAAGACCACCAAGGACUCGAUCGUCCUGGGCUGGAAGAAGCCUAUCAGUGACGGCGGAAGCUACGUUACCGCUUAUAUCCUGGAGCAGAGCGAAGGCGAAGAGAAGUGGAAGCAGAUCAUGAAGGGCAAGAACACCUCACACACCAUCAGCGAGCUGACUGAAGGCAAGGAGUACUCCUUCAAAGUCAAGGCGCUCAAUGAGUCCGGAGAGGGGCCACCCACCGAGCUCACUGUCGUCGCAAAGGACCAGUUUGUGCUGCCUGACUGCAACUUGAGUGCUCUGCAAGACAAUUGCUGUGUGGUGAAGGAAGGCAGCACCACGCGUAUCCACAUCCCCACCAUCGGAGUGCCCCUCCCCACUGCCACCUGGAAGAAGGGCGACACGAUGGUCGGAGACACCGGCAGGAUGUGCGUGGAGGCGUCUCAUGGUGUCACCACUCUGCUUAUCAGAGACUGCCAGAAAGGAGAUGCCGACACCUACAGCAUCCACGUCAGGAACAGUGCCGGUUCCAAGGACUGCAAGUUCCAGCUGAAAGUGGUCGGCAAGCCUGGCAUCUGCACUGGACCCAUUAAGUUUGACGAGAUCACCGCUGAUGGCAUCACCCUGGAGUGGGGACCACCCAAAGAUGAUGGCGGUGCAGAGGUGUCCAACUACAUCGUUGAGAAGAGGAGGACCACAGACAACAAGUGGGCCACAGUAGCUUCAGCUAUCCAGAAGACCACCAUGAGGGUGAUCAGGCUCCACGAUGGAAUAGAGUACAUCUUCAGAGUGUUUGCUGAGAACAAAUAUGGAGUUGGAGAGUAUCUGAGGUCUGACCCAGUCAUCGCCCAGCAUCCAUUCAAUGUGCCUGAGGCACCUGCUCCUCCAGAAAUUGUGAGCAUCCGCCACGAGUCAGCCAUUUUGACUUGGGCUGAUCCAAAGGACACUGGUGGCUCCCCAAUUACUGGAUAUCAUGUGGAGUUUAAGGAGAGAAACAGUCUGAUGUGGAAACGGGCCAGUAAGACUCCUUUGAGAGUAAAGGAGUGCAGAGUCACUGGCCUGAUAGAGGGACUAGAGUACGAGUUCAGAGUGAUGGCCAUGAACAUGGCCGGGCUCGGAAAGGCAAGCAGGGCCACUGAGGCUGUGGUCGCCCUGGAUCCUAUUGAUCCUCCUGGCAAGCCGGAAGUGAUUAACGUCACAAGGACCACAGUCACUCUGAUUUGGACAGCUCCCAAAUAUGACGGCGGCCACAAGCUGACUGGCUACAUGGUGGAGAAGUUGGAGGCUGGCGGCAAGGCCUGGAUGAAGGCCAAUCAUAUCAACGUCCAGGGAUGUGCCUUCACUGUCCCUGACCUGACAGAGGGAUCUCAGUAUCAGUUCAGGAUCAGGGCCAAGAAUUCUGCUGGGGCUAUUAGUGUUCCUUCAGAGUCUACUGAGCUUCUGACCUGCAAGGAUGAGUAUGAGCCCCCGACAAUCACUAUUGACCCAGAAAUGAAGGACGGUGUAUCAGUCAGGGCAGGAGACACCAUCGUGAUAUCAGCCUCCAAGAUUUUGGGCAAACCUCCACCUACUUCUGUCUGGUCAAAGGGAGGCCGUGAGUUCAAGACCUCUGACAUCAUCACCAUCACCAGUACCCCCACCUCCUCUACUCUGGCUAUCAAGUAUGCAAGCCGGAAGAACACGGGCGACUACAUCAUCACUGCCAGCAAUCCCUUUGGUAUUAAGGAAGAACACGUAAAAGUGAAGGUUCUGGACGUGCCUGGACCUCCAGGCCCCAUUGAACCCACUAACAUUUCAGCUGAGAAGUGUACUCUGACCUGGCUUCCACCAGAGGAGGAUGGAGGCUGCUCUAUCAAGUCCUACAUCCUUGAAAAGAGAGAGACCAGCCGCUUGCAGUGGACCAAGCUAGCUGAAAAUGUCAUGGACUGCAGAUAUGUAGCCAGUAAACUGAUCAAGGGCAAUGAGUACAUCUUUAGAGUGUCUGCUGUGAACCAGUAUGGCACUGGAGACUCAAGCCAAUCUGGUCCAGUCAAAAUGGUUGACAGUUUCCGCCCACCAGGUCCACCAUCAACCCCAGAAAUUGAUAAUGUCAGUAGGAGCGCUGUUACCAUUUCAUGGAAGAGACCAGUACAGGACGGUGGAAGUGACAUCAGAGGAUAUUGUGUAGAGAGGAAAGAGAGGAGAGGAAUGAGAUGGGUGAGAGCCUGUAAGAGGACAGUCCCUGACCUGCGCUAUAAGGUGCAAGGCCUGAGCGAGGGAAUAGAGUAUGAGUUUAGAGUCACUGCUGAGAACAAGGCUGGAUUUGGGGAUCCAAGUGAGCCAUCACACCCUGUGAUGACCAAGGACAUUGUGUAUCCACCUGGUCCUCCAUCCAACCCCAGAAUUACAGAAACCACAAAAACCACUGCCACAUUUGCCUGGGGUCGACCCCACUAUGAUGGUGGUCUUGAAGUAGAUGGAUAUAUUGUUGAGUACAAAGAGGAGGGGCAUGAUGACUGGGAGACGGAGACACAGUACCUAUUGAAAGCUAAUGAAUACGUUAUUGGUAAACUUAAAAAAGGAGGCAAAUACCACUUCAGAGUCUGCGCAGUAAAUUCAGAGGGAGUUGGUGAGCCUGCAGAGGUUGAGAAAUUGACUGAACUGGUAGACCAGGAGUCACUGCCAGACUUUGAGCUGGAUGCUGAACUCAGGAGAACCCUGGUGGUGAGGUCCCGUGCUUCAAUCCGUAUGUUUGUUCCCAUCAGAGGUCGGCCUGUUCCUGAAGUAACCUGGAGCAAAGAUGAUACCGACCUUAAAAAACGUGCACACAUUGACACCACAGAGUCCUACACUCUCCUGGUUAUCCCUGACUGCACCAGAUACGAUGCUGGAAAGUACCACCUCUGUCUGGAGAACGUUGCUGGAAAGAAGACUGGCUUUGUUAAUGUGAAAGUUUUGGACACACCAGGACCACCAGUCAAUCUUAAACCUAGAGAGAUCACUAAGAAUAGCAUCACCCUUCAGUGGGAAAUCCCCAUAAUUGAUGGUGGUUCUAAGAUUCACAACUACGUUAUUGAAAAGAGAGAGGCCACCAAGAAGGCCUAUACUGUGCUUAGCACCACUUGGCAGAAGUGUUCCUUCAAGAUACUAGGCCUUGAAGAGGGAGCUUACUACUACUUCCGUAUCACUGCUGAGAAUGACCUGGGCAUUGGUGAGCCAGCUGAAACCCCUGAGCCAAUCAGGGUGUCCCAGGCCCCUUCUGCACCAGAGAACUUGUAUGUCACAGAUGUGACAGCUGACAGUGCCAGCCUCGCAUGGACCAAGCCCCUGCAUGAUGGUGGCAGCUUGAUCACCGGAUAUGUCAUUGAGGCCCAGAAGAAGGACACAGACCAGUGGGUCCAUAUGGGCACCAUCAAAGCUCUGGACUACACUGUCCCGGAUCUGAUUGAGGGCGCAGAAUAUACCUUCCGCAUAAUAGCUGUCAAUGCAUCAGGCAGGAGUGACCCCCGUGAGAGCAGGCCUGCUAUUAUCAAAGAGCAGACAUCCGCUCCUUCCUUUGACCUACGUGGAGUCUACCAGCAGACUGUCAUCGCUAAGGCAGGAGACCGCGUCAAGGUGGAGAUUCCAGUGCUCGGCAAACCAAGACCUGUGGUUUCCUGGAAGAAAGGAGACACAGUGCUAAAGGAGACACAAAGAAUCAACACUGAAACCACACCAACAUCCACAAUCCUCAACAUCAGUGAGAUCAAGAGGACUGAUGGAGGCCAGUAUUCCAUGAUUGGAAAGAACAUGCUGGGUACAGUGACUGAGACGAUCACAGUUCUGGUCCAUGACAUUCCAGGUCCUCCAACUGGUCCUAUCAAGCUGGACGAGGUCUCAUGUGAUUAUGUUCUCAUGUCCUGGGAGGCACCAGAAAAUGAUGGAGGUGUUCCCAUCAACAACUAUAUUGUUGAGAUGCGGGAGACUACUGGUACUUCCUGGGUAGAGUUGGCAGCGACAGUGAUCCGCACCACAUUCAAGGCAGCUCGACUCAACACUGGAACCCAAUAUCAGUUCCGCGUCAAGGCACAGAACAGAUAUGGCAUCGGACCAUGCAUUAUCUCUGAGCCAGUGGUGGCUGCCUAUCCAUUUGAUGUGCCAGGCCAGCCAGGCACUCCUGUGGUCACAUCUUUUAACAAGGAUGCUAUGACUCUUAGUUGGAAUGAGCCUUCCUCUGAUGGAGGCAGUGUCAUCCUGGGAUAUCAUGUGGACAGAAAAGAGAAAAACAGCAUUCUGUGGCAGAGAAUCAGCAAAGCUCUUGUUGUUGGAAAUAUCUUCAAAUCACCAGGCCUUGUUGAUGGAAUUGCAUAUGAACACCGUGUUUUUGCUGAGAACAUGGCCGGUCUCAGCAAACCAAGCAAACCCUCUGAGCCUGUGUAUGCUUUGGACCCAAUCGACCCACCGGGUAGGCCUGUGGCACUGAAUAUCACCAGACAUGAGGUGACAGUCACAUGGAGCAAACCAGAGGGAGAUGGCGGCUUUUCCAUCACUGGAUACACAGUAGAGAGGAGAGAGAUGCCCAAUGGACGCUGGCUCAAAGCCAACUUUAACAACAUCCAAGAAACUAUCUACACAGUCAGUGGUCUGACAGAAGAUGCAACUUAUGAAUUCCGUGUGACUGCAAGAAACUCAGCUGGUGCUGUUAGUGCUCCAUCCCAGCCAUCUGAGGCAAUCACAUGCAGAGAUGACAUCGAAGAGCCAAGACUUGAUGUUGAUGCAUCAUAUAGUAGCAAUGUUGUUGUCAUGGCAGGAGAGGUGUUUAAACUUGAGGCCAAUGUAACUGGCAGGCCAAUCCCAUUUCUGGUAUGGACCAAGGAAGGAAAGGAGCUUGAGGAUACAGCCAAGCUUGAGAUAAAGACAUCUGACUUCCACACAACUCUAAUAAACAAAGAUUCCCUGAGAAGGGACGGAGGUGCUUUUACUCUGACUGCCAGCAAUCCCGGUGGCUUUGCCAAGUUUACAUUUAAUGUUAAGGUGCUCGACAGACCUGGACCACCAGAUUCCCUCACUGUUACUGACGUCACAGCUGAGAAAUGUGUCCUUAACUGGCUGCAUCCAACACAUGAUGGUGGUGCCAAGAUUGAGUACUUUAUCAUUCAGAGGCGUGAAACCAGUAGGUUGGCAUGGACAAAUGUGGCCACAGAUCUUCAGGCGAACAGGUUCAAGGUCACCAAGCUUCUGAAGGGCAAUGAGUACAUCUUCAGAGUCAUGGCUGUUAACAAGUAUGGCGUGGGUGAACCAUUUGAGUCUGAACCUGUCAUCUGUGCCAAUCCCUAUGUCCCCAGUGACCCACCACAGCAGCCUGAAGUCACCACUAUUACAAAGGACUCCAUGGUUGUCUGCUGGGAGCGCCCUGAACACGAUGGAGGCAGCAGAAUAAACACCUACAUAAUUGAAAGAAGAGAUAAGACUGGCCUGCGCUGGGUGAAGUGCAACAAGAGGACUGUAACUGACCUACGAUUCAAGGUAUCUGGCCUCACAGUAGGACAUGAGUAUGAAUUCAGAGUUUUUGCUGAGAACAAUGCUGGUCUAAGCCAGCCUAGUCCUUGCAGUCCCUUCUACAAGGCUGUGGACACCAUCUUCCAGCCUGGACCUCCAGGGAAUCCCAGAGUGCUGGACACAACCAAGUCCUCAAUCACCCUUGCUUGGAACAAGCCUGUCUAUGAUGGUGGUUCUGAAAUCACUGGUUACAUUGUGGAGACCUGCCUGCCUGAGGAGGAUGAGUGGACAAUUCACACUCCCAAGAAGGGAUGGACAGCCACUUCUUUCACUAUUACCAACUUGAAGGAAAAUCAAGAGUAUAAAAUAAACAUCUGUGCCACAAAUUGUGAAGGAGUGGGAGAGCCUGCUGCUGUUCCUGGAACUCCCAAGGCUGAAGACAGACUGCUUCCUCCAGAAAUUGAACUUGGAGCAGAGCUACGUAAGGUAGUAUGCAUCAGGGCCUGUAGCACACUCAGACUCUUUGUCCCCAUUAAGGGCAGACCAGCACCUGAAAUUAAAUGGGCAAGGGAACAUGGAGAAUCCCUGGACAAAGCUAACAUUGAAAUCACCUCAUCAUUCACCACUCUUCAAGUAGAGAAUGUUGACAGGUUUGAUGGAGGUAAAUACAUGGUGACUGUAGAGAAUGCCUCAGGAAGCAAGACAGCUUUUGUUAAUGUAAGGGUGCUAGAUACUCCUGGAGCACCUCAGAAUCUCAUCGUCAAGGAGGUCACUAGAGAUUCAGUUUCCCUUGUUUGGGAUGCACCUCUAAUUGAUGGUGGCUCCAGAGUCCGCAACUACAUUGUGGAGAAGCGUGAGUCAACCAGAAAGGCCUACUCAACAGUCUGUGCCAGCUGCCAUAAGUCUAGUUGGAAAGUUGGAGACCUGGAGGAAGGAAAAAUGUACUUCUUUAGAAUCCUGGCUGAGAAUGAAUAUGGCAUUGGUCUCCCAGUAGAGACCGUCGAUCCAAUCAAAGUGUCAGAGAAGCCUCUACCACCAGGCAAAGUGUCCCUUUGUGAAGUUACCAGCAUGAGUGUCACACUAACAUGGGAAAAGCCUGAACAUGAUGGUGGCAGCAGAAUCACAGGCUAUAUUGUUGAGAUGCAAGGUAAAGGCAGUGAGAAGUGGACCCAGGUCAUGGUGGUAAAGACCAAUGAGGCUCUUGUAACUGGCCUUACACAGGGAGAGGAGUACAUGUUCCGUAUCUCAGCCACCAAUGAAAAGGGAGUUAGUGACCCACGUCCUCUCAGUGUACCUGUAGUGGCUAAAGACCUGGUCAUCUCACCAACUUUCAAACUGCUUUUUAGUACAUUCAGUGUACUAGCAGGAGAUGAUCUGAAGAUAGAUGUACCAUAUGCUGCCUGCCCCAAGGCUACCGCAACUUGGCUCAAAGAUGGUGUUGCUCUCAAGGAGACAACCAGAGUUAAUGCUGAAGCCACGGAUAGACACCUUCUCCUAGUUAUUAAGGAAGCUUGCAGAGAUGAUGUGGGCACAUACACUAUCAAACUGACCAACACAGCUGGAGAGGCAUCUACAGACAUCAGUGUCCUUGUUCUAGACAAGCCUGGUCCUCCAACUGGCCCGAUUAAGCUGGAUGAGGUCACUGCUGACAGUGUGAUCCUGUCCUGGAAUCCACCAGAGUACGACGGUGGUUGCAGCAUCAAUAAUUACAUUGUUGAGAAGAGAGACACGUCUACCACUAACUGGCAGAUUGUGUCAGCUACAGUGGCCAGAACCACUAUCAAGGCAGCCCGUCUAAAGACUGGAUCUGAGUACCAGUUCAGGAUUGCUGCAGAGAAUAGAUAUGGCAAGUCCUCUCUCCUGCUCUCUGAAGCCAUUGUUGCUCAGUAUCCAUUUGAACUACCUAGCCAACCCCGUUCUGUUGUGGUCCAGUCAGCCACCAAAGAGAGCAUGGUGGUUGUGUGGGAGAAACCCAGCAAUGAUGGUGGAAGCAAAAUUCUGGGCUACCACUUAGAGCUCAAAGAGAGAAACAGUAUACUGUGGGUAAAACAAAACAAACAAAUUAUCCCAGAGACCAGAUUCAAGGUUGUUGGCCUUGAGGAGGGUAUUGAAUAUGAGUUUAGAGUCUAUGCUGAGAACAUUGUGGGCCUCAGCAAAGCCAGCAAACUGAGUGAAAUGCAAGUUGCCAGGGAUCCUUGUGACAGACCAGGAAAACCAGAGGCUGUCAUUGUGACGAGAAACAAAGUGACACUCAGAUGGACCAAACCUGAGUAUGAUGGCGGAAUCAAGAUCACAGGCUAUGUGGUUGAAAAGAAAGAGGCAGCUGGCCGCUGGAUGAAGGCCAGUUUUACCAACAUCAUUGAAACUGAAUUUGUUGUCACAGGACUUACUGAAGAUCAGAUUUAUGAGUUCCGUGUCAUCGCCAGGAAUGCAGCAGGUGUGUUCAGCAAGCCCUCUGACUCUACUGGAGCCAUCACUGCCAAGGAUGAGGUGGAUCCACCCACAAUUGACUUGGAAUCUAAGUACUCCCAGGCUGUGGUGGUAAAUGCUGGAGAGACAUUCAGGCUUGAGGCUGCUGUCUCUGGUAAGCCUGUGCCCUCUGUGCACUGGCUGAAAGAGGGCAAAGAGCUUACUGAAGCAGCUCGCCUAGAGCUCAAGAACACAGACUUUACAGCUUGUAUAGUUGUUAAAGAAGCCAUCCGUGUCGAUGGAGGUCAGUACACUUUGCUGGUAAAGAAUGUUGGAGGAGAGAAAUCUAUUAAUAUUAAUGUCAAGGUCCUGGACAGACCAGGUCCACCUGUGGGUCCUAUCUCCAUCUAUGGAGUCACCAAUGAGAAAUGCUCCAUUUCCUGGAAACCUCCCUCGCAAGAUGGAGGUAGCGAUGUUUCCCAUUACAUUGUUGAGAGAAGGGAAACAAGCCGACUGGUUUGGACUGUAGUUGAGCCAAAAGUUCAGACAUUGAACCUGAAGAUCACAAAACUUCUUCCUGGUAACGAGUACAUCUUCAGAGUGAUUCCAGUCAACAAAUACGGAGUUGGUGAGCCCCUGGAAUCUGAGGCGAUGAUUGCCAGAAAUCCAUUUGUCACUUCCAACCCACCAACAGAGGUAGAAGUCUCAACAAUCACCAAAGACUCCAUGGUGGUGACCUGGGAGAGACCAACUAAUGAUGGCGGCAGCCCCAUUCAGGGAUACAUUGUUGAGAAGCGUGACAAGGAUGGUGUAAGAUGGACUAGGUGCAAUAAGCGCACAGUGAGUGAGCUUCGCUUCAGAGUGACAGGGCUUAUAGAAAACCACAGCUAUGAAUUCAGAGUUGCUGCUGAGAAUGCUGCAGGUGUUGGCACACCUAGCACGCCAACAGUGUACUACAAAGCCCUGGAGCCUAUCUUCAAAGCAGGCCCACCAAACAACCCCAAGGUGGUGGACUCAUCUAGGUCCACGGUUUCCCUGACAUGGGGCAAACCCAUCUAUGAUGGUGGCUGUGAGAUUCAGGCUUACAUUGUUGAGGCCUGCGAUGGGGCAUCUGAUGAGUGGUUUAUGUGCACUCCCCCCACUGGAAUCACUGACACUAAAUUGAAAGUGACAAAGCUUCUGGAGAAGCAUGAGUACCAAUUCAGAGUGUGUGCCAUCAACAAAGUUGGUAUUGGUGAGCAUGCUGAUGUACCAGGAAAAAUUCUUUUGGAGGAGAAGCUUGAGGCUCCUGAUCUUGACCUGGAUGCAGAUAUGAGAAAGAUGAUCAACAUUAGAUCAGCAAGCACUCUCAGGCUGUUUGUUCCUGUGAGAGGUCGUCCAGCACCUGAAGUGAAAUGGGGCAAGGCUGAGGGCGAGAUUAAGGAGACUGCCCAGAUUGACAAUACAGGCAGCUAUGCUUCACUUGUCAUUGAGAAUGUUGACAGAUUUGAUAGUGGCAAGUACACCCUGACAGCAGAGAAUGCCAGUGGAGUGAAGUCAGUAUUCAUCAGUGUUAGAGUCCUAGACUCACCUAGUCCACCAACUAACUUUAUAGUGAAAGAGAUUACCAAGAAUUCGGUCACUCUUACAUGGGAGCCUCCCCUUCUGGAUGGUGGCUCAAAGAUUAAGCAUUAUAUUGUUGAGAAGCGUGAGAGCACCAGGAAGGUUUAUUCUCCUGUUAUCACCUGCAACAAGAUGACAUGGAAAGUUGAACCUCUUCCAGAGGGUGGAAUCUUCUUCUUCAGAGUCUUGGCUGAGAAUGAAUAUGGUGUGGGUCUCCCUGCUAAAACUAUAGAACCAAUUAAGAUAUCUGAGAAGCCUCAGCCGCCUGGUAAAGUCAGUGUUGUUGACGUCACUAGUAGCACUGUAACUCUCGCCUGGGAGAAGCCUGAAUAUGACGGUGGCAGCAGGAUCAGUCACUAUGAAGUCGAACUGGCAUCCAAGGACAGUGAAGCUUGGUCUGUGUGUGCUAGUGUGAAGGCAGUGGAGACUGUAGUGACAAACCUACUUAAGGGGGAGGAGUACCAAUUCAGAGUUGUUGCUGUAAAUGACAAGGGCAAAAGUGACCCGAGACAAUUGGCUCAGUCAGUUUUAGCAAAGGACCUAGUGAUUGAGCCUGCUGUUCGACCCAAAGUGAGCACCUACAGUGUCCAGGUGGGGUAUGACCUCAAGAUUGAGGUUCCAAUUGCUGGUCAUCCAAAGCCAACCAUCACUUGGACUAAAGAUGGAGCUGCCCUUAAGCAAACCACCAGAGUCAAUGUCACUGAUUCAGCACAUCAUACCACUCUCACCAUGAAGGAUGCCACCAGAGAGGAUGGAGGCUUGUACAGCAUCAAUAUCACCAAUGCCUUAGGCUCCAAAGAUGCCACUAUUGAGGUGAUCACCCUGGACAAACCAGGCCCACCAACAGGCCCUGUCAAGUUAGAGGAUAUCAGUGCUGAGAGUAUCACUCUUAGCUGGGAACCUCCUACAUAUACAGGUGGCUGUCCAAUCUCCAACUAUGUGGUGGAGAAGAGAGACACAACCACAACCAACUGGGUGGUCGUAUCUGCCACUGUGGCUAGAACCACACUAAAAGUGAGCAAUCUGAAGACAGGUGCUGAAUACCAGUUCAGAAUCUGUGCUGAGAAUAGAUAUGGAAAGAGUUAUGCAAUUGAUUCAGAGCCUGUUUUGGCACAGUAUCCUUUCCAGGAGCCUGGCCCACCAGGAACACCAUUUGUGUCUUCAUACACUAAAGACUAUAUGGUGGUUGAGUGGCACAAACCCCCAUCUGACGGAGGCAGUUCCAUCUUAGGCUAUCAUCUGGAGAGAAAAGAGAAGAACAGUAUCCUCUGGACAAAGAUCAACAAAAUGCUCAUCCAAGACUGUAGGUUCAAAUCUACUCCUCUUGAAGAAGGCAUUGAGUAUGAGUACAGAGUCUAUGCUGAGAAUAUUGUUGGCAUUGGAAAAUGCAGCAAAGUCUCUGAAGUUUAUGUUGCCCGUGACCCAUGUGAUCCUCCUGGCUGUCCUGAGGCUUUGAUUGUGACCAGACACUCAGUGAAGCUGAAGUGGACCCCACCACAGUAUGAUGGUGGAAGCUUAGUUACUGGCUAUGUAGUGGAGAAACGAGACCUUCCAGAAGGAAAGUGGAUGAAGGCUAGUUUUACAAACAUCAUUGCACAUGAAUUCACAGUAACUGGCCUGACAGAACACUGCAAAUAUGACUUUAGAGUAAUUGCAAGGAAUGCAGCUGGGGCUGUCAGCAAGCCAUCUGAGAGCACAGGAUCCAUCACAGCCAUGGAUGAAAUUGACCCACCUAAGUGUGAGACAGAUCCUAUAUACAACCAGACCAUUGUUAUCAAUGCUGGAGAGACAUUCAAUCUGGAAGCCAGUGUGGAAGGAAAGCCCAUCCCCACAGCUCAGUGGUUCAAAGGAAAUGUUGAAGUUGAAAACUCAGCAAGAGCUGAGAUCAAGAACACAGAUUUUAAGGCUUUGCUUGUUGUGAAAGAUGCCAUCAGAGUAGAUGGUGGACAGUACACACUGGUUCUGACGAAUGUGGGUGGAACUAAAAAUGUCCCAUUCAGUGUGAAGGUCCUGGACAGACCAGGCCCUUCAGAGGGACCUCUUACUGUCAGCAACGUCACUGAGGAGAAGUGUUCACUGUCAUGGCUGCCACCCAGGCACGAUGGUGGAGCUAGCAUUUCUCACUACAUCAUUCAGAAGAGAGAAACAAGUCGCCUGGCAUGGACUGUGGUCUCCAGUGACUGUGGAGCUACCAUGUUCAAGGUUACUAAACUGUUAAAGGGCAAUGAGUAUAUCUUCAGAGUUAUGGCCGUCAACAAAUAUGGCGUAGGUGAGCCUCUUGAAUCAUUGCCAGUUAUCAUGAGAAAUCCAUUUGUUACUCCUGGCUCACCUCAGGAGCUUGAGAUCACUAACAUUACCAGGGACUCCAUGACUGUCUGCUGGAACCGCCCUGAGACCACUGGAGGCAGUGAAAUUGGUGGUUACAUUGUUGAGAAGAGAGACAGAGCUGGAAUAAGGUGGACCAAGUGCAAUAAACGCAGAGUGACAGAUUUGCGUUUCAGAGUAACUGGACUGACUGAAGACCAUGAGUAUGAAUUCAGAGUAUCUGCUGAGAAUGUAGCUGGAGUGGGUCAGCCAAGCCCAGCUACACCCUACCUCAAAGCCUGUGACCCCACCUUUGAACCGGGCUGUCCCACCAAUGCUCAUGUGGUCGACACAACUAAAGACUCCAUUAGUCUGGCCUGGCAUCGCCCUAUCUAUGAUGGUGGUUGCGAGAUUCAAGGAUACGCUGUGGAAAUUACCAAGGCUGAUGAGGAGGAGUGGACCAUAUGCACCCCACCGACUGGAGUUAAAGCUACCAAGUUUACCAUCACCAAGUUGAUAGAGCACCAGGAAUACAAGGUGCGCAUAUGUGCCAUCAAUAAGCUAGGUGUUGGUGAGCCCACCGAAGUCCAAGGGGUUGUGAAACCUCUUGAUAAGAUUGAUCCUCCAGAAAUGAUUCUGGAUUCAGAGCUAAGGAAGGGCAUAGUUGUCCGUGCAGCAGGUUCGAUGAGAAUCUGCAUUCCAUUCAAGGGACGUCCUACUCCUGAGAUCUGCUGGGCCAAGGAGGAUGGAGAACUGCCCAGUAAAGUUCAGAUAGAGACUGGUGAAGACUAUACACAGCUCUCCAUUGACAUCUGUGACAGAUAUGAUGCUGGAAAAUACAUCCUCAACUUGGAAAAUAGUGCUGGCACCAAAUCUGCCUUUGUUUCUGUUAAAGUUUUGGACACUCCAGGGGCCCCAGUGAAUCUAACAGUAAAAGACAUUAAGAGACAAAGUGUCACUCUGACCUGGGAGCCUCCUCUGAUUGAUGGUGGUGCAAGAAUCAAGAAUUACCUGGUUGAAAAGCGGGAGUCCACCAGGAAGGUUUACUCUAACGUGGACAAUAAAUGCACAAAGACAAGCUACCGUAUCACUGGCCUCACUGAGGGAACUAUCUACUAUUUCAGAGUCUUAGCAGAGAAUGAGUUUGGUGUGGGACACCCAGCUGAGACAGUAGAUGCAGUUAAGACUUCUGAACCUCCUCUGCCUGUGGGUAAGGUCACUUUAACUGAAGUGACCAAAACCACUGCUUCACUCUCUUGGGAGAAGCCAGACCAUGAUGGAGGCAGCAGGAUCAUGGGAUACUACAUUGAGAUGCAGCCUGUGGGCUCAGAGGAAUGGGUGGUGGCUGCCACAACCAAAACUUGUGAGGGCACUGUCACAGGCCUCAGCACAGGACAUGAGUACCUGUUUAGAGUUUCAGCUUUCAAUGAGAAGGGCAAGAGUGACCCCAGGCCACUGGCUGCACCAGUCACUGCUAAAGAUGUAACCAUCGAACCCAGAUUCAAGAUGACAUUCAACACUUACAGUUUACAAACUGGUGAGGAUCUGAAGAUUGAUAUUCCAGUGAUGGGACGCCCUGUUCCUAAGGUUGAAUGGAAGAAGGAUGGGCAGGCUCUUAAGGAGACAACCAGACUUAAUGUAUCGAGCACACUGUCAUCUACUAAGCUGUGCAUCAAGGAUGCGAAUAAAGAAGACUCUGGUAAAUACACUGUCACAGCUACCAGCAGUGUUGGAACAAGUACAGAGGAGAUUACUGUUAUUAUCCUCGAUAAGCCUGGCCCACCCACUGGCCCUGUGAAGAUUGAGGAGGUGAGCUCUAAUUAUGUCACUCUGUCCUGGGAGCCACCAGAGUAUACUGGAGGCUGUCAGAUCAAUAACUACAUUGUGGAGAAGAGAGACACCACCACAACAGCAUGGCAGAUUGUGUCCGCUACUAUUGCCAGGACAACCAUCAAAGUCACCAAAUUGAAGACUGGUGUUGAAUAUCAAUUCAGAGUGUCUGCUGAGAAUAGAUAUGGAAAGAGUCCUGCCAUUGUCUCUGCAGCUGUUAUUGCUCAGUAUCCAUUCACUGAGCCUGCAGCGCCAGGAACACCAACUGUUUCUGCUGCAACCAAGGAUAACAUGGUUGUUGAGUGGAAAGCUCCCACCAACAAUGGAGGCAGUCCAAUCCUAGGCUACCACCUCGAGAGAAAAGAGAAAAACAGCCUCUUAUGGACUAAACUCAAUAAGCUUUUAAUCCCAGAAACACAUUUUAAGACUACAGAGCUGGAAGAAGGAAUUGAGUAUGAAUUCAGAGUUUAUGCUGAGAAUAUUGCCGGACUUAGCCCAGUUAGCAAGGUCUCUGAAAGCACAGUAGCCAGGGACCCCUGUGACCCACCAGGCACUCCUGAAGCUAUUGAAAUCACCAGAAACCAUGUGACACUCCAAUGGAGCAGGCCUCAGUAUGAUGGGGGCAGUGCAAUCACUGGCUAUGUGAUUGAGAGGAAGAAGCACCCAGAUACCCGCUGGAUGAAGGCCAGCUUCACCAACAUCAUUGAUACUCACUUCACUCUCACUGGCCUGACUGAGGACUGCGUGUAUGAGUUCAGGGUCAUUGCCAGGAAUGCUGCUGGAAUUUUCAGCCGUCCUUCACUGGGCACAGGAGAAAUUACUGCCAAAGAUGAAAUUGAGGCUCCAGGAGCUACCAUGGAUUCUAAAUUCAAGGAUCUGACUGUUGUUAAUGCUGGUGAGUCAUUUGUUAUUGAUGCAGACUACACUGGUAAGCCUCUGCCUGAGGUCAUUUGGUUAAAGGAGGGAAAGGAGAUUGACAAAACCACACCAAGAAUGGAGGUCAAGACCACACUCACACGUACAAUUCUGACAGUCAAGGAUUGCAUCAGAGUGGAUGGUGGCCACUUUGUUCUCAAACUUGUCAAUGUGGGAGGAGUCAAGAUGAUCCCAGUUAAUGUUAAAGUUCUGGAUAGACCUGGUCCUCCAGAUGGCCCUCUAGAAGUCAAAGGGGUCACAGCUGAAAAAUGUUAUUUGCACUGGAACCAUCCCUCACAUGAUGGUGGAGCCAGCAUCUCACACUACAUCAUUGAGAAAAGAGAGACCAGUCGUUUGUCAUGGACAGUGGUUGAGCCCAAGAUCCAGGCCAUCAGCUACAAAAUCACAAAACUGCUGCCUGGAAAUGAAUACAUCUUCAGAGUCACUGCUGUGAAUAAAUACGGUGUUGGUGAGCCUUUGGAAUCUGAGCCUGUUAUUGCCCGUAAUCCCUUCACCACUCCCAGUGCACCCUCCACCCCAGAAGCCAGCGCUAUCACUAGGGACUCCAUAGUGCUUACCUGGGAGAGACCAGAGGAUAAUGGAGGAGCUGAGAUUGAUGGAUAUAUCCUUGAAAAACGUGAUAAGGAUGGCAUCAGAUGGUCUAAAUGCAACAAGAAGAGGCUGAAUGACCUUAGAUUCAGAUGUACUGGUCUCACAGAGGGUCAUUCCUAUGAAUUCAGGGUCUCAGCAGAAAAUGCUGCUGGUGUGGGAAAGCCUAGUGCACCAACUGAAUACAUCAAGGCCUUUGAUGCCAUUUAUCCACCAGGACCUCCAAAUAACCCCAAAGUCACCGACCAUUCAAGCACCACAGUCUCUUUGUCCUGGUCCAGACCUAUCUAUGAUGGUGGAGCACAGAUCAGUGGAUAUAUUGUUGAAAUGAAGGAGGCAGCAGAUGAUGAGUGGAUAACUUCCACACCAUACACUGGUGUUCAGACCACUCACUACACUGUAAAGAAACUAAAGGAGAAUGCAGAGUACAACUUCCGCAUUUGUGCUGUUAACUGUGAGGGAGUAGGAGAGCAUGUGGACCUACCUGGGUCUGUAAUUGCUGCAGAGAAGCUGGAGGCUCCUGAAAUUGAACUAGAUGCUGACCUGAGGAAGAUGGUCAAUGUUCGCGCCACUGCCACGUUGCGUCUCUUUGUGACAAUCAGAGGAAAGCCUGAGCCUGAGGUCAAAUGGUCAAAGGCUGAUGGUACUCUGAAUGAGCGCGCCCAGAUUGAAGUCACAAGCUCUUACACGAUGCUGGUGAUCGAGAAUGUCGACAGAUUUGACACUGGCAAAUAUGUACUGACCCUUGAGAAUCUCAGUGGCUCUAAAUCAGCCUUCAUCAAUGUCAGAGUUCUGGACUCCCCGAGUGCUCCUACCAACCUGGAGGUUAAGGAUGUGAAAAGAAAUUCGGUCUCACUCUCCUGGGAGCCUCCUAUAAUUGAUGGGGGGGCUAAGAUAUCACACUAUAUUGUAGAAAAGAGAGAACAGAAGAGGAUGGCUUUCACUAGUGUUUGCACUAACUGUGUGAGGAACUCGUUCAUUAUUUCUGACCUGCAGGAGGGAGGCCGAUAUUAUUUCCGUGUGUUGGCUGUGAAUGAGCUGGGAGUAGGUCUACCUGCCUCCACAGAUCAGGUCAAGGUGUCUGAGGCUCCUUUGCCUCCUGGUAAGGUUGUCCUGGUUGACGUGACUCGUCAUAGUGUUACCCUUUCCUGGGAGAAACCUGAUUAUGAUGGAGGCAGCAAAAUUUCAAAUUAUAUUGUGGAGAUGCAGCCCAAAGGAGAUGAAAAAUGGACUGUAUGCAGUGAAGUCAAAGCACUGGAAGCUACUAUUGAUGGACUCACAACGGGAGAGGAGUAUGCCUUCAGGGUGAUUGCUGUGAAUGAUAAGGGCAAGAGUGAUUCCAAACCUCUGGCUACCCCUGUGGUGGUGAAGGACAUCACAGCAGAGCCCACAAUCAACAUGUUGUUCGACACAUACAGUGUAAAGGCAGGAGAUGACUUGAAGAUUGAUGUUCCCUUCAAAGGUAGACCUCAGCCUGAGGUGUCCUGGAAGAAGGAUGGUCAGGUGCUUAAGCAGACAACUAGGGUCAAUGUUCUUACUUCCAAGACCUCAUCCAAGAUUUUAAUCAAGGAUGCUGCCAAGGAAGAUGUAGGAAAGUAUGAGAUUACUCUAACUAACUCAGUUGGCACCAAGACAGCUGAAAUCUCUGUUAUAAUCUUGGACAAACCUGGCCCACCCAGCAACAUUAAGGUUGAUGAAGUGAGUGCUGACUUUAUCUCCCUGUCUUGGGAUUCUCCAACCUACGACGGUGGAUGCCAAAUCAACAACUAUGUGGUGGAGAAGAGAGACACUACCACAACCACAUGGCAGAUUGUCUCAGCCACAGUAGCCAGGACAUCAAUCAAGGUGUCUCGUCUCACACAGGGAAUAGAGUACCAGUUCCGUAUUGCAGCGGAGAACCGUUAUGGCAAGAGUCAUGCCAUUGACUCUGCUCCUGUUGUUGCUCAGUAUCCCUUCGAGCCUCCUGGCCCUCCAACCAAUGUACAUGUUGCCCAUGCCACCAAGUAUGGCAUGCUUGUGGUAUGGGGCAGACCUGCCAGUGAUGGUGGAAGCCCUGUUAUAGGUUAUCACAUUGAAUGCAAAGACCAAAGCAGCAUCCUGUGGACGAAGGUCAACCGAGGUUUGCUGACUGAGAACGAAUUUAAGAUGACAGGCAUUGAAGAAGGCCUGCUGUAUCAGUUCAGAGUCUAUGCUGAGAAUGCUGCUGGCAUUGGUCCAUGCACUAAGGCCAGUGAUGCUGUGGCAGCUAGGGAUCCAUGCCAACCUCCAUCUAACCUUAGAGUCACCAAUAUUACCCGGACCUCAGUUUCCCUCUUCUGGGAAAAGCCAGAGUUUGAUGGUGGAGCAAAGGUUACAGGCUACAUUGUUGAGCGUAAAGAACUUCCCAAUGGUCGCUGGCUGAAAUGUAAUUUCACCAACCUGCAAGAUACCUACUUUGACGUCACAGGUCUCACAGAGGAUGUCCAAUAUGACUUCCAUGUCAUUGCUAAAAAUUCUACAGAGCAGUUGAGUGCUCCCUCGGAGAGCACUGGUCCUGUCACAGUAAAGGAUGAUGUGGACCCUCCCACUAUUAUCCUGGAAGAUAAGUUCAGACAGCUGGUUGUCAUAAAGGCUGGAGAUAUCAUUAAAAUUGAUGCUGAAGUCACUGGCCGUCCAAUCCCAGUUGUCACAUGGUCUAAGGAUGGGAAGGAGAUUGAGUCAAAGGCCAGGUGUGAAAUCACCUCCACCAACUUCACAACCACACUGAUUGUCAGAGACGCUAUCAGAAGGGACUCUGGCCAGUAUGUCCUGACCCUGCACAAUGUGGCUGGAACCAGGUCAGUGGCUAUUAACUGUAAGGUUCUGGACAGACCUGGACCUUCCUCAGGUCCUUUGACAGUGUCUGGCCUCACAGCAGAGAAAUGCACCAUUGCGUGGGGACCCCCUCAGGAGAAUGGCGGUGCUGAAAUCAUGCAUUACAUUGUGGAGAAACGCGAGACCAGUCGCCUUGCCUGGACUCUAGUCUAUGGUGACAUGAAGGCAACCACCUGUAAGGUGACCAAGCUGCUCAAAGGAAAUGAGUACAUCUUCAGAGUCAGGGGAGUCAACAAAUAUGGGGAUGGUGAGCCCCUGGAGAGUGAGCCAACAAAGGCCAGUGAUCCAUUCACUGUGUCUGCAGCUCCUACUAAUGUCCAGGUCACCUCAGUUACUAGUGAGGCAAUGACCAUCUGUUGGGAAAGACCUGUUUCUGAUGGUGGCAGCAGUAUCUGUGGUUAUGUCAUUGAAAAACGAGAGAAGACUGGCCUUCGCUGGUGCCGUGUCAACAAGAAACCUGUUUAUGACCUCAGAGUCAAAGCCUCACACCUUCGGGAGGGCAGUGAGUAUGAGUACAGAGUGUUUGCAGAGAACUCUGCUGGCCUCAGUGCUCCCAGCAUCCCUUGCCCACUUACCAAGGCUGAAGACCCACAGUUCCUGCCUUCACCUCCUGCUAAACCUAAGAUCAUUGACUCUACAAAGACCACAAUCACCCUGUCAUGGAACAAGCCACUAUUUGAUGGUGGAGCACCUGUGACUGGUUAUAGAGUAGAAUACAGGAAGACUUUAGAUGAUGAAUGGAUUGUUGGAGUCCAGAACACCAAGAACACAGAGUUUACAGUGGUAAAAUUGACACCUGGGGCUGAAUAUGUCUUUGUUGUCAAGUCCAUUAACAAGAUUGGAGUCAGUGAACCCAGUGUUGAGACAGACAAACAAGUUGCCAAAGAAAGAGAAGAGGAGCCAUUCUUUGACAUUAGCAAUGAGAUGAGGAAGACUCUUAUUGUGAAAGAUGGUAGCUCAUUCACCAUGACAGUGCCCUUCAGAGGCAAACCUAUCCCCACUGUUUCAUGGACUAAGCCUGAUGUUGACCUUCGAGUUCGUGCUGCCAUUGACACCACAGACACCUUCACCUCCAUCACCUUAGAGAAAGCAACUCGCAACGACUCUGGCAAAUACACCAUCACCUUGUCCAACGUAUCUGGAACCUCCUCUUUGACACUUAAUGUCAGAGUUCUGGACUCCCCCGGAGCUCCUGCCAAUGUGGAGGUCAAGGACGUGACCAAGACCUCUGCUACUGUAACCUGGGAUACUCCUGAGAAUGAGGGAGGAGGACCAGUGAAGAACUACCUUGUUGAUAUCCGUGAGGCCAGCAAGAAAGGAUGGACCAGGUUGACUGACACAUGCCACAGACUGACCUACAAGGUGACAGACCUGCCGGAGGGAGAAGUCUUCUACUUCAGAGUGACUGGCGAGAAUGAGUAUGGGGUUGGUGUUCCUGCUGAGACCAAAGAGGGAACCAAGAUCACAGAAAAACCAAGCCCACCACCAAAGCUGGGUGUGACUGAUGUGACCAAGGAGAGUGUAACCCUGGCCUGGGCCAAACCAGAACAAGAUGGAGGCAGCAGAAUUACUGGCUACCUGGUAGAAGCUCUGGAGAAAGGCCAGGAGAAGUGGGUUAAGUGUGGUGUAACCAAGUCCAUCCACUUAACAGUUUCUGGUCUGAGGGAGAAUGCUGAGUACUUCUUCAGAGUCAGAGCUGAAAAUCAUGCUGGAUUCAGUGAUACUAAGGAAAUGUUGACCCCUGUAGUGGUCAAAGACCAACUUGAAUCUCCUGAGAUCAUCAUGAAGGACUUCCCCCACAACACAGUAUAUGUCAGAGCUGGCUCCAACCUCAAGUGUGAGAUCCCACUGACAGGCCGGCCUUUGCCUAAAGUCAGCCUGUCCAAGGAUAAUGUUCUGCUCAAGUCAACAAUGAGGUUCAACUCUGAAGUCACCCCUGACAGCAUCAAGAUCACUUUGCGUGAGAGCAUUGCUGCAGACUCAGGACGCUACGAUAUUACUGCCUCCAACUCCAUUGGAACCACCAAGUCUUUUGUAAACAUUGUGGUUCUGGACCGCCCCAGUGCCCCAGUAGGACCUGUGGAGCUAUUUGACGUCACAGAAGAAAGUGUGAGCCUGAAGUGGCUCCCACCAGCAUAUGAUGGUGGCAGCCCCAUCACCAACUACAUCAUCCAGAAGAGAGAGACAACAACAGCCAACUGGAUGGAUGUCUCUUCUGCUGUGGCCCGCUGCACCAUGAAGAUCAUGAAGCUAACCACUGGCCUGGAGUACCAGUUCAGAAUCAGGGCUGAGAACAGAUAUGGAAUCAGCGAGCACAUUGACUCACCAACUGUCACUGUCAGCCUUCCUUACACUAUUCCUGAUGCUCCAUUGACUCCAGAGAUCACUGCAGUAACCAGGGAGACCAUCACUGUUGCCUGGAAGGAGCCAAAGUCAGAUGGUGGCAGCCAUGUGUUUGGCUACCAUCUCCAGAUGAAAGACAGGAACAGCAUUCUUUGGCAGAGAGUGAACAAAAUGGUGAUCCGUGCUACGCACUUCAAGGUCACCAACAUCAAUGCUGGACUUAUUUAUGAGUUCAAGGUGGCAGCAGAGAACGCUGCUGGAAUCAGUGCCUUCAGCAAGGUUUCUGAUGCAGUGCUUGCUAUUGAUGCCUGUGAGCCACCCAUCAACUUGCGCAUCAGUGACAUCACCAAGAACUCCAUUAGCCUUGCCUGGCAGAAGCCCAACUAUGAUGGCGGAUCUCCAAUCACUGGCUACAUCAUUGAGAAGAAAGAAGGUAUUAAUGCUCGAUGGUCCAAGGCUAACCUCACCAAUGUCACAGACACCCGCUACACUGUGACUGGCCUUACCCAGGAUGAGACAUAUGAGUUUAGAGUCAUGGCCAAGAAUGCUGUUGGCUCAGUGAGCAACCCAUCCACAACUGCUGGACCAGCUACAUGUGUCGACACCUAUGGUGCCCCAGAGAUUGAAAUACCACAGGAGUAUCUCAACGAGGUCAAGUACAGGGCUGAGUCUAAUGUGGAGCUCAAAUUUAAUAUCACAGCCAAACCUGCUCCCACUAUCGAGUGGUUCAAGGAUGGCAGAGAGCUUAAGCCCAGUGCCCAGCUCUCUUUCAAACACACAUUUGAGUCCACCAGUUUGUUCCUGAGGGAAACCACUCGUCUGAACUCUGGAACAUAUGAAGUCAAGGUUAAGAACUCCCUGGGAUCUGCGUGCGCCAUUGUCAGGCUGCUCAUUCAAGACAAGCCAGGACCCCCUGAUGGAGAGAUUCAGUUUAAGAAAGUUACAGCUGACAACAUCACCAUCAUGUGGUCUCCACCUGCUGAUGAGGGCGGUGCUAUGGUAACACAUUACAUUGUGGAAAAGAGGGAGACCAGCAGGGUCAUGUGGUCCAUUGUCUCAGAGAAACUGGUAGACUGCAUAGUAAACGUGCCCAGACUCAUCCAGGGCAAUGAGUACAUCUUCAGAGUCCGUGGAAUCAACAAAUACGGCAUUGGAGACCCACUAGAGUCUGAGCCUGUAGUUGCCAAGAACGCAUUUGUACCUCCAAGUGAGCCAUCCAAGCCUAAAGUGACCAUGAUCACAAAGUCCACUAUGACAGUGAUCUGGGAAAGACCAGCAUUGGAUGGAGGCAGCGACAUUGAUGGCUACUACCUGGAGAAGAGGGAGAAGAAGAGUCUGCAAUGGUUUAAGGUGGUGAAGGGCACUAUCAGAGAUACCAGGCAGAAAGUCACCAGCCUGGUGGAGAACAACGAGUACCAGUACAGAGUUUGUGCUGUUAACAAAGCUGGAGCAGGAAACUACUCUGAGUCUUCUGACCUCUACAAGGCCUACGACCCUAUCGAUCUGCCUGGUGAGCCAUCCAAGCUGCGUGUGGUUGACUCCACAAAGACCUCCAUCACCCUUGGCUGGGAGAAGCCUGUCUAUGAUGGUGGCAGUGAAAUUACACACUACAUUUUGGACCAGAUGAACACAGAGGAAAGAGAUUGGGUUACUAUUAACCCACAGGUUAAGGCCUGUGAGUAUGUGGUGUCCCACCUGAAACCUGGAACCUACUACUUCUUCAGAGUCUCCGCUGUCAACUGCAAGGGUAAAGGAGAAGACAUCAAAAUGUACCAGCCUGUGCAAGCCAAAGAUAUCUUGGAGGAGGCCGAUUUGGACUUGGAUGUACCCAUGACAACCCAGUACACAGCCAAGGCUGGCCGUGAUGUUGAAGUGUUUAUUCCCCUGAAGGGACGCCCUGCCCCCAAUGUCACCUGGCGCCGUGGUGACCGCAACAUGACCGGUGACAACCGCUACACCAUUAACAGCACUGAGCGAGCAACAACACUCCUCAUCCCCAAGGUCACCCGCGACGACCGCGGCAAGUACCUGCUGGAAAUUGAGAAUGGCGUAGGAGAACCCAAGAUAAUCACAGUUUCUCUAAAGGUUCUGGACAGUCCAGCCACCUGCCAGAAAUUGAUGAUUAAGAACGUGACAAGAGGAAAGCUGACACUGAGUUGGGAGGCUCCUCUUAUUGAGGGUGGUUCCCCUGUCACUAAUUACAUUGUUGAGAAGAAGGCCUCCACCAUGAAGGCUUACCAGAUGAUCACCGCCGAGUGUGCCAGCACAACUUACAAGGUUUCAGGCCUGGAGGAAGAUACAGCUUACUUCUUCCGUGUGUCUGCUGAAAACGAGUAUGGUGUGGGCGACACUUGCGAAACCACUGAGCCUGUCAGAGCCACAGAAACCCCAGGAGCUGUUAAAGACCUGGUAAUGGUGGACUCUACAAAAACCUCUGUUACCCUGCAGUGGACAAGACCUGACCACGAUGGUGGCAGCUACAUCACUGAAUACAUAAUUGAGAAGAGAACCAAGGAAGAUCCCACCUGGACUUUGGGUGCGACAUGCAAACGCUGCAGCUGCGAGGUGACAGGACUCAAGGAGAACGCUGUCAUGGACUUCAGAGUGUUUGCCAAGAAUGAGAAGGGCAAUAGUGACUUCUCUCAGAUUGGUCCGAUCACUGUCAUGGACUUCCUCAUUCCACCUGAGGCCAACCUUGUUGACUACCCCAAUGGAGAGCUUGCUGUUCGUAUUGGUCAGAACAUCCACAUCGAGUUGCCUUUCAAGGGUAAACCAAAACCUGCAAUCAGCUGGCUAAAGGAUAACUUGCCUCUGAAGGAAAGUGAGAAGGUUCGCUUCAGGACCACUGACAACAAGACUGCAGUCACAGUCAGAGGAGCCAAGAAGGAACAUGCUGGCCAAUACACCUUGGUUCUGGACAACAGAGUUGUCAAGAACUACUUUGACAUUAAUGUGAUAACGCUGGGACCUCCCUCAGUGCCUGUUGGUCCCAUCCGCUUCGAUGAGAUUAAAGCCCAGAGUAUCAUCAUCUCCUGGGAUCAGCCAAAGGAAGAUGGAGGUGGUGAGAUCACCUGCUACAGCGUGGAGAAGCGUGAGAUCUCCCAGGCCAACUGGAAGAUGGUCUGCUCUAGUGUUGUCAGGACCACCUUUAAGAUUGCCAACCUGGUCAAGGGAACUCAUUACCAGUUCAGAGUCCGGGCAGAGAACAAAUAUGGAGUCAGUGAACCACUCAUCUCCCCAGAAAUUGUUGCCCAGCACCAGUACAAACCUCCAGGCCCUCCAGGAAAGCCAGUGGCCUUCAAUGUCACUAGUGAUGGUAUGACCAUUAGGUGGGAGGCCCCAGGUUUCGAUGGAGGAUCCCCGAUUUUGGGUUAUCAUGUUGAGAAGAAGGACAGGAACAGCCUCAUGUGGCAGAAGGUGAACUCCACCAUUAUUUCCAACAAAGAGUACAGGAUCAUUGGUCUCAUUGAGGGUUUGGAGUACUCCUUUAGAGUCUACGCUGAGAACAACGCUGGACUCAGUCCUGUUAGUGAACAGAGCAAACAUGCGCUCGCUAUCUCCCCUGUUGAUCCACCUGGCAACCCUGUCUGUAUCGAUGUGACCAGAGACUCAGUCACCCUGCAGUGGGACAUCCCCAAGAGAGACGGAGGCAGCAAAAUUGUGGCCUACAGUGUGGAGAGGCGCCAAGGUAGAGGCAAAUGGCUGCGGUGCAACUUCACUGAUAUCAGCGAGACCAGGUUCACCGUGACCGGUCUGUCAGCUGGAGACAGAUUCGAGUUUAGAGUGAUUGCCAGGAAUGCUGUGGGCACAGUCAGUCCACCAUCUAACUCCUCUGGAUACAUUAUGACCAAGGAUGAAAGCAUUGCACCCGAGAUCGAGUGGUCUCCAGACCAGGUGCUCACCUUGAGGGCUGGAGAGAACGUUAAGCUCGGCUGCACCAUCACAGGACGUCCCGUCCCCCAGGUUAUCUGGUACAAAGAUGGCAGAGAGAUUGACAAGAGGAUCAUGAUUGACAUUGAGAUUGCCACCAGCAUUGGCGCCAGCAGUCUUUUUAUCCGUGACGCUGAUAGGAACCACCGUGGAAUCUACACUGUAGAGGCCAAGAACAGCUCUGGUACCAAGAAAGCUGAUGUCAAUGUCAGAGUACAAGAUACCCCAGGACCUGUCGAGGGUCCCAUCCGUUUCACCGGCAUCACGGCUGAGAAGUGCACCGUGUGGUGGAACCCACCAGAGAACGACGGCUGUGCCGCCAUCACCCACUAUGUGGUGGAGAAGAGGGAGACAUCCAGGAUCUCCUGGGCCUUGGUCACCUCCAAAUGUGAAGCAUGUUCUUACAAUGCCACCAACCUCAUCAAGGGCAAUGAGUACCAGUUCAGAAUCUCUGCUGUCAACAAGUUUGGUGUCGGCAAACCACUGGACUCUGAUCCUAUCAUCGCACAGAUGCAAUACACUGUGCCUGAUGCCCCUGGCACCCCAGACGCUACCCAUGUGACUGGAAACAGCAUCACUAUGUGCUGGACCAGGCCAAGGUCAGAUGGAGGAAACGAGAUCAAACAAUACAUCCUGGAGAGAAGAGAGAAAAAGAGCCUGCGUUGGGUGAAGGUUUCCUCCAAGAGGUCCAUCACGGAGCUAAGACACCGUGUCACAAACCUCACUGAGGGCAACGAGUAUGAAUUCCGAGUCAUGGCUGAAAAUGGUGCUGGUGUCGGACCAGCCAGCAGUACCUCCAGGCUCUUCAAAUGCAGAGAGCCAACCAGUGCUCCUAGUGCCCCCACAUUAAUCAAGGUCACUGACUCCACCAAGUCCUCAGUCAGCCUGGAAUGGACCAAGCCUGUCUUCGAUGGUGGCAUGGAAAUCAUUGGCUAUAAUAUCGAUAUGUGUAAGGCCAGUCUUGAGGAAUGGCACAGAGUCAACAGCCAGAUUUGCAUCCACACCAGGUAUACUGCCAAGGGUCUGGUGCCUGGAGAGCUCUAUAAGUUCAGGGUCAGUGCUGUGAAUGGAUCUGGAGAGGGCGAAGCCUCAGUGAUGCCCAACGCUGUUCAGGCUCUGGACAGACUUAGAUCUCCUGAGAUCGACAUUGAUGCCAAUUUCAAGCAGACUCACAUUGUAAAGAAUGGCGGUACUGUCACCCUUCACAUUGCCUUCCGUGGCAAACCAGCUCCUCUUGCCACCUGGUCUAAAGUAGAUGGUGACCUGCCUGUCAUGGGCGAUAUCAAUACCACAGAUUCCUCCUCUACUUUGACCAUUGAGGGUUGUACUAGGUACGAAGCUGGCAAAUACACCCUGUCCCUGGAGAACAACAGCGGCCGCAAGUCCAUCACAUUCACUGUCAAAGUGCUGGACACACCCGGACCUCCAGGAGCCAUCAGUUUCAAAGACGUUACCCGUGGAGCCUUGACAAUGAUGUGGGAUGCCCCUACCAAUGAUGGCGGAUCCAGAAUCCAUCACUACCUUGUAGAUAAGCGUGAGGCCAGCCGCCUGGCUUGGCAGGAGGUCAGCACCAAGUGCUCUCGCCAGAUGAUCAGGGUAAUUGGUCUGGAUAUUGGUGUGCAAUAUCUAUUCAGAGUGACUGCAGUUAACCAGUACGGCCAAGGGGAACCUCACGAGAUGACAGAGCCCAUCAUUGCCACAGAAGAACCUGCACCACCCAAGAGACUUGAUGUUGUCGACACCACCAACUGCACAGCCUCCUUGGUGUGGCUGAAACCGGAGCAUGAUGGAGGUAGCCGCGUCAGAGGCUACAUUGUUGAAUUCAGAGCUAAAGGCACUGAUCGCUGGGUUCUUGGCGGAGAGACAAAGUCACAGAAGAUGCUGGUGGAAGGUCUGCUUGAAAACACAGAGUAUGACUUCAGAGUCAAGGCCAAGAACGAUGCUGGAAUCAGUGAGCCGCAGGGCACCUUUAGUUCUGUGGUCAUUAAGGAGCCUCGCAUCGAACCAACUGCUGACCUCAGCAGCAUCACCAACCAGCUUAUCACCUGCAAGCUCUCCAACACCUUCACAAUCGACAUCCCCAUCAGUGGCAGGCCUGCACCCAAAGUCACCUGGAAGCUGGAGGAGAUGAAGCUGAAGGAGACUGACAGAGUCAUAAUAAGAACCACAAAGGAGAGAACCACUCUGUUGGUGAGAGACAGCAAGAGAAGUGACAGUGGCAAAUACUACCUGAUCCUUGAGAAUGCUGCUGGUGUGAAGACGUUCACAGUGACAGUACUUGUGGUUGGCAGACCAAAUCCACCUACAGGCCCUGUGGAGAUUUCUGGAGUCUCCUCAGAGACCUGCAACCUCGCCUGGUCAGAGCCAGCUGAUGAUGGCGGCUCUGAUAUCACCAACUACAUUGUGGAAAAACGAGAAGCUGGCUCUGCCUCCUGGCAAGUGGUUAACUCCAGUGUGAAGAGAACCACCAUUAAAGUGACUCAUCUCACCAAGUAUAUGGAGUACACCUUCAGAGUGUGCGCUGAGAACAAGUUUGGAGUCAGCAAGUCCAUUGAGUCUGCUCCUGUUGUCAUUGAGCAUCCAUAUGUUCCUCCAAGUCCCCCAAGUCGUCCAGAUGUGGUAUCCGUGUCUGCCAACGCCAUCAGUAUCAAAUGGGACCUGCCAUAUGCUGAUGGUGGCAGCCAGGUGACAGGCUACUGGAUCGAGAAGAAGGAGAGGAACACAAUCCUUUGGGUGAGGGAGAACAAGCUACCCUGCCUGGAGUGCCAUUACAAGGUGUCCAACCUGAUUGAGGGCCUGGAGUACCAGUUCAGGGUAUAUGCCAUGAACAUCGCUGGACUCAGCAAGGCUAGCGAGGCCUCCAGACCUGUGCUGGCACUGAAUCCUGUUGAUCCUCCUGGUAAACCCGAGGUGACUGAUAUCACCCGCUCCUCUGUGUCGUUGUGCUGGACCGUGCCAUUAAAUGACGGUGGCAGCAAGAUCAUUGGUUACGUGGUGGAGAGGAAAGUGUACAGCACGGAUGAGUGGGACGACAACCGCUGGCUCAAGUGCAAUUACACCACCAUCACCGAGAACUACUUCACUGUCACCAACUUGGGAGAAGGAGAGACCUUUGAGUACCACAUCCUCGCUAAGAAUGCUGCCGGCGUCCACAGUGCACCCUCUGAGUCCACUGGACCAGUCACAUGCAAGGAUGAGUACUCUCCUCCCAAAGCUGAGCUGGACAGCAAGCUUGUCGGUGAGACUGUCACUGUCACGGCUGGCUCUGACCUUGUCUUGGACGGUGCUGUGGGUGGUAAACCAGAACCCACAGUGUACUGGUCGAAGGGAGAAAAGAUUUUGGAGCUCGGAGAGAAAUACUCUUUGACCUACACCGCAACCAGAGCCAUGGCCAUCAUCAAGAGCUGUGACAGAUAUGACACGGGCAGAUACAUCCUGACCGUCAAGAAUGCCAGCGGAAUCAAGACUGCCGCUGUGAACGUCAAAGUUCUCGACACUCCUGGAGCUCCAGCUGAUAAGAUUGUGAUCAGCAGAGUGACAGAAGAGAAGUGUACAGUGUCCUGGAAGAUUCCUCUGGAGGAUGGUGGAGACACCGUCACCCAUUAUAUCGUGGAGCGUCGUGAGACCAGCCGACUCAACUGGGUCAUCAUGGAGACCGAGUGCAAGUCACUGUCAUGUGUCAGCUCCAGGCUGAUCAAGAACAACGAGUAUAUCUUCAGAGUCAGAGGGGUCAACAAGUUCGGGCCUGGAGUUCCACUGGAAUCCGAACCCGUCAUUGCCAGGAAUGCCUAUACCAUCACAUCCCAGCCGGGCACUCCAGAGGCUACAACUGUGGGCAAGGAGCAUGUCAUCAUCGAAUGGCUUAAACCUGAGAGUGAUGGAGGCAGCGAGAUCAAAAACUACAUAGUGGAUAAACGAGAGAAGAGCAGCACCAGGUGGACCCGGGUGAAUAAGACUUACACCAUCUAUGACACCCGUCUGAAGAUCACAGGCCUGCUGGAAGGAAGCGAGUACCAGUUCAGAGUGACAGCUGUCAACGCUGCUGGAUACAGCCAGCCCAGCGACGCCUCACCGUACAUCCUCUGCAAAGACCCCACAUAUACCCCAGCUCCUCCAUCAAUGCCUCGCAUCACUGACACAACCAAACACAGCAUCAGUAUGACCUGGACCAGGCCCAUGUACGAUGGCGGCUCAGACGUCACCGGCUACGUGGUGGAGAUCCUUGAGGGGGACACAGAGCACUGGUACCGUGCCACCGCCAAGCCUCUCAAGACCAACGAGUAUGUGGCCGCCGGCCUGGCAGCCACUAAGACGUACAGGUUCAGGGUAGCUGCCAUCAACUGCAACGGCACCGGAGAGUUCAGUGAACCUAGCGCUGAGAUCGAGCCACUGGAGAGAAUUGAAAUGCCUGACCUGGAGCUGGCUGACGACCUGAAGAAAACGGUGUGUCUACGUGCCGGAGGAACUCUUCGCCUGAUGGUAUUUGUCACCGGCCGGCCGGCACCAGUAGUGGCUUGGAGGAAGACUGGCGUGGAGCUGCAGAGCCGUGGCUACAUUGAGACCACAGAUAGCUACACCUCGCUGAUGGUGGAGAAAGUCAAUCGCUACGACUCUGGAAAAUACAUUGUGGAGGCAGAGAACCCAUCGGGAAAGAAGACUGCCACCAUCCUGGUUAAAAUCUACGACACUCCUGGCCCUCCAGGUUCUGUAAAGGUGAAGGACUACACCAAAGAGUCCGUUGUGAUCACUUGGGACAUCCCAAGCAUCGAUGGUGGCGCCCACGUCAGCAACUACAUCAUAGAGAAGCGUGACGCCAACAUGAAGUCUUACAAGACUGUCACCACUGAGUGUAGGAAGACCCUGUUCAGGAUCACCGGUCUGGAGGAGGGAGUGUACUACCACUUCAGAGUCCUUCCAGAGAACAUUUAUGGCAUCGGUGAGCCUUGUGAGACAGCCGAGCCCGUGCUGGUAUGCGAGGUGCCGUCUGUACCUCUGAACCUCCAGGUUGUCGAUGUCACCAAGUCCACUGUCACGCUGCAUUGGGAGAAGCCACUGCACGAUGGCGGCAGCAGGUUGGCGGGCUACACCAUCGAGGCCUGCAAAGUUGGCUCGGACAGGUGGAGUGUGGUGGCAUCAGUCAAGUCCUCAGUGACCAAGUACACCAUCCAGUCCCUGACAGAGAACGACCAGUACCUGUUCAGACUCCGAGCCACAAACAGCAGGGGAGCCAGCGAGCCCAUGGACACUGUUACUCCUGUCACUAUCCAGGACAUCAAGGUGAUGCCCAAGAUCGACAUGACCAACAUCCCUCAGAAGAUUGUCCAUGUGCACCGUGGCAAACCAAUCGACCUCAACAUCCCCAUAAAGGCCAAACCGCAGCCUGUCUGCACCUGGUCCUUCGGUGGCGUCAAACUGAAGGACAGCCUGGACCGCAUCAAGAUCGACAGCAAUGGCAAAUACACCCACCUUGUCAUUCGUGAGACCACCAUCAACGACACAGGAGACUACUCACUUGAGGUGAAGAAUGUUGUUGGCGUCGCAACCGAGGUCAUCAAGGUCAUCAUCCUUGACAAACCUGGCAUCCCAGUCGGUCCAAUGAAGAUUGAGGAUACUGACGGCGUGUCUGUGUCAGUCAGCUGGGAACCUCCAGAGAAGGACGGUGGUGCCAAUGUCAGCGGCUACGUGGUGGAGCAGCGCGAUGCCCACCGGCCAGGCUGGAGCACUGUGUCCGAGUCAGUGACCCGACCCUGCUUCAAGUUUACCAGACUCUCAGAGGGAACCGAAUAUGUGUUCCGCGUUGCUGCUAUGAAUCGCUUUGGUGUUGGCGGCUUCCUGCAGUCCGAAGUGGUGGAAUGCAAGAGCCCCAAGACCAUCCCUGGACCUCCAAGCAGACCAGAGGUUCUCGAUGUCACCCACGAGGGCAUGACCCUGACCUGGCAACCACCCGAGGACAAUGGUGGAUCCACCAUUGCUGGCUACAUCAUCGAACGUAAAGAGGCCCACUCUGACAGGUGGAUGAGGAUCAACAAGAAUACUGUCACCAUGACCAGGUACCGCUCCUCCGGCCUGAUAGAGAGUCUGGAGUAUGAACACCGUGUCACUGCCAUCAACUCCAGAGGAGCCGGCAAACCCAGCGAGAGCUCCGCCAUCACCAUCGCCAUGGAUCCCAUCGAGCCUCCAGGUCCUCCAGCUCAGCCCAGAGUCACUGACACCACCAGAACUUCAGUCUCUCUUGCCUGGCUGCCGCCUGAAGAGGAGGGUGGUUCUGUCAUUACUGGUUACUUGAUCGAGAUGCAGAAGGUGGACCAGGUGGAAUGGACAUUGUGCAACACCACACCCACCAAGAUGUGCGAGUACAUUCUCACCCACAUGCCCCAGGGUGCCGAGUACAAGUUUAGGGUCAGAGCCUGCAACGCUGGCGGUUCUGGAGAGCCCGCUGAAAUUACCGGAGUGGUUAAAGUCCAGGAAAUGCUUGAUUAUCCCGACUACGAGCUUGAUCGUAAAUACGAGGAGGGCUACGUGGUGCGGCAGGGCGGAGUCAUCCGUCUGUCUGUACCCAUUAAGGGAAAACCCAUCCCUACAUGCAAGUGGACCAAAGAUGGUCGUGACAUUUCCCACCGGGCCAUGAUUGCCACCUAUGAUGACAUCACUGAGCUGGUCAUCAAAGAGGCACACAAAGACGACACCGGUACCUACGACCUGGUGCUGGAAAACAAAUGUGGCAGGAAGGCUGUGUACAUCAAGGUGAAGGUGAUCGGUCGCCCUGAUGUCCCAGAAGGGCCUCUGGAGUUUGACGAUAUUCAGGCCAGAUCAGUCCGGGUCAGCUGGCGGCCACCAUCAGAUGAUGGUGGUUCCGACAUUCUAGGAUACAUUGUGGAAAGGCGGGAGGUACCCAAGGCUGCCUGGUGUACAGUGGAUUCCAGGGUAAUCGAGAACUCUCUGGUGGUGAAGGGCCUGAAGGAGAAUGUGGAGUACCACUUCAAGGUCUCUGCCGAGAACCAGUUCGGUAUCAGCAGAUCUCUCAAGUCCGAAGAGUCUGUAAUGCCAAAGACACCUCUUUGCCCACCAGAACCUCCCAGCAACCCACCAGAGAUCAUGGACGUUGCCAAGUCUUCAGUGUCUCUGUCCUGGGCCCGCCCCCGGGAUGAUGGAGGCUCCCGCGUCACAGGAUACUACGUGGAAAGGAGGGAGAUUUCUACAGAGAAGUGGGUCCGCCACAACAAGACCCAUAUCACCACCACCAUGUACAAUGUCACUGGUCUCAUCCCCGAUGCAGAGUACAUGUUCAGAGUGGUUGCUCAGAACGACAUUGGGCAGAGUGAGCCUGGUCCUGCUUCAGAGCCUGUGGUCUGCAAAGAUCCAUUUGACAAACCCAGCCAACCAGGCGAGAUUGACAUCAUCUCUGUCACCAAGGACUGCAUCACCAUCCACUGGCUCAGGCCCGAGCAUGAUGGUGGCAAGGAGAUUCUGGGCUACUGGAUUGAGUUUAGGGAGGCUGGAGAGAGUGCCUGGAAGAAAUGCAACAAGGAGCGCUCCAAGGAUCGUCAGUUCACCAUGGGCGGCUUGAUGGAAGCCACCGAGUAUGAGUUCAGAAUCUUUGCUGAGAAUGAGACUGGAUUCAGCCGACCUCGACGCACGCCCAUGGGUAUCAAGACCAAACUGAGCGUUGGUGAGGCUCCAGCUUUGAAGGAAGAGAUCCAGGAUGUAACCACCAAGCUUGGCGAGUCCGGUACUCUGACCUGUGGCAUCAUCGGCAGACCUCUACCUGAGAUCAAGUGGUACCGCUACGGCAAGGAACUGAUCCAAAGCCGCAAGUAUAAGAUGAGCUCAGAUGGCCGCGACCACUCCCUCAGCAUCCUGACAGACGAGCAGGAAGACGAGGGCCUGUACACUUGCAGGGCCAUCAAUGAGGCCGGUGAGAUCGAGACCAGUGGCAAACUGCGUCUGCAGGCAGCGCCCCAGUUCCACCCAGGCUUCCCUCUGAAGGAGAAGUACUUUGCUGGGGCCGGCACCAGCCUCCGUCUCCAUGUUGUGUACAUUGGGCGUCCCAUCCCCCAGAUCAUGUGGUUCUAUGGCAAGAAGCCUCUGAAUGUAUCAGAAAAUGUGAUUAUUGAAAACACUGAAAGCUACACCCACCUGGUGGUGAGGAACGUCCAGAGGAAGACCAAUGCCGGCCGCUACAAGGUGCAGCUCAGCAAUGUGUAUGGAACCAUCGACACUGUGCUGCGUGUUGAAAUCCAAGAUAAACCAUGCAUACCUGAGGGCCCUGUUGUUGUUGAUGCUUUGCUGAAGAGCUCAGUUGUCAUCAGCUGGAAGGUUCCCAAGGAUGACGGCGGCUCCAUGAUCACGAACUACAUUGUGGAGAAGCGUGAGGCCAAGGAAGGAGAGCAGUGGCACCUGGUGUCUUCCUCUGUUUCUGGCACCAACUGCCGUGUCCCCAAUCUGAUAGAGAACGCCGGCUACUACUUCAGAGUCUCUGCCCAGAACCAGUAUGGAGUCAGCGAGCCUCUGGAGAUCCCAUCAGUGGUGAUCAUCAAGAGUCCAUUCGAAAAACCUGGCAUCCCACAGCAACCCUUCAUCAUCAGCUCUACCAAGAACUCCUGUGUCGUCUGCUGGAAGCCUCCAAGCAGCGACGGUGGAGCUAAAAUCACCAACUACUACCUGGAGAAACGUGAAAAGAAGCAGAACAAGUGGAUGUCAGUAACCAGUAAGAAGGUUGUUGAGACCAACUUCGAGGUCACAGGCUUGAUCGAGGGCUUUGAGUAUGAGUUCCGUGUCAAGUGUGAGAACAUGGGCGGUGAGAGUGACUGGAGUGAGAUCUCUGCACCGAUCAUCCCCAAGUCCGACCAGGCUCCUCGUGCUCCUGCGUUCAGGGAGGAGAUCAGGGACAUGACCGUCAAAUAUCAUGCCAAUGCCACCUUUGUCACUAAGGUGGUGGGAUAUCCCAAGCCUGUGGUGAAAUGGUACCGCAGUGGAAAGGAGAUCCUGGCAGAUGGAACCAAGAUCAAAGCCCAGGAGUUCAAGGGAGGCUACUACCAGCUGGUCAUCACUACUGCUGAUGAGAACGAUGCCACAGUUUACCAAGUCAGAGCAACCAACUCCUCAGGAUCCAUCUCUACAACAGCCAACCUGGAUGUGGAAGUUCCUGCUAAGAUCCACCUGCCCAAAGAGCUCCAGGGAAUGGGAGCAGUCCAUGCUGUCCGUGGUGAUCACAUAACCAUCAAGAUCCCUAUCUCUGGCAAGCCUGAGCCAGCAAUCGUUUGGCAGAAGGGUCAGGAGAUCCUCUCCAAUUCUCCUUAUCACCAGGUCAUCACCACCAGGUCUUUCACCUCCUUGGUCUUCCAGAAGGGAGUGCAGAAGAAGGAUACUGGCUACUACAUUAUAACUGCAAAGAACAGGUUCGGAACAGACAAGCAAACCAUUGAGGUUAACGUGGCUGACAUACCUGAAGCUCCAAAAAAUCUUGUUGUCAGCGACAUUGGUCGGGACUCCAUCACCUUGACCUGGGAACCCCCUGCCAAUGAUGGUGGAAGUGACAUCACUAGUUACAUUGUGGAGAAGUGUCCCACCACUGCUGAUAGAUGGAUCCGUGCUGGACAGACCACAGACUGCAGCAUCAACAUCAUCAACAUAUUCGGAAAGACUAAGUACCAGUUCCGCGUCAUCGCUGAAAAUCAGUAUGGAUUGAGCCCUCCAUCUCAACCAACUGAGCCCAUCACCACAAAGGAAGACAAGUCUGUGAUUAGGAACUAUGAUGAGGAAGUGGACGAAAGCAGAGAGGUAACCAAGGAGGAGGCUCUGUUCUACAAGGUGAAGGAGCUGUCUACCAAGUACACCAUCUCUGAGGAACUUGCUCGUUGCCAGUUUGGAGUAGUCCACCGCUGUGUGGAGAUUGCCACAAAGAAGACCUUCAUGGCCAAGUUUAUCAAGGUCAAAGGAACUGACCGUGAGUUGGUUCUUAGGGAAAUUGAGGCCCUCAACGUAGCAAGGCACAUGAACAUAAUCUACCUACAUGAAUACUUUGAAAGCAUGGAAGAGAUCAUCCUGAUCUUUGAAUUCAUUUCUGGAGUUGACAUCUUUGAACGCCUUGGCACCUGCAACUUCGAGCUCACAGAGCAGGAGAUUGUUCGCUACCUGAGACAAGUCUGCUCUGCCCUCAAGUUCAUGCAUAGCCACAACUUCGGCCACUUUGAUAUCCGCCCAGACAACAUUGUCUACACCACAAGGAGAAGCACCACCAUAAGGAUUAUUGAGAUGGGCCAGGCUAGGCUGCUGGUGCCAGGAGAAAACAUCAGAAUGCUGUUCACAGCUCCAGAGUACUGCGCCCCUGAGAUCCACCGUCACGACCUGGUCACAACAGCCACUGAUAUGUGGUCUGUUGGUGUAAUGGCCUAUGUUCUGCUCAGUGGCCUAAAUCCAUUUGCGGCAGAGUCCGUUACAAAGAUGAUUGAGAACAUCUCCAACUGUGAGUACGUCUUUGACAGUGAAGCGUUUAAGGACAUCAGCCUGGAGGCUAUGGACUUUGUGGACAGACUUCUAGUCAAAGACAGGAAGCUCCGUAUGACAGCCCAUGAGGCUCUGGAACACCCAUGGCUCAAGAUGAAGAUUGAAUAUGUCAGCAACAAGAUCAUUAAGACACUGAGACACAGAAGGUACUAUCAGAGUCUGGUGAAGAGGACAGACACCAUUGUAUCAGCAGCUCGUGUGGCCUAUGGCGGCGCCUUCAGGAACCAGAGAGGACUGGCUGUGGGUAAAGUGAAGAUUGGAACUGAGUACCAUGGCCUCCGCACUGGUCCAGUCAUGCAUGGCUCAGCUGAGGAAGGUGGCCAUGUCAGAUUCACUUGUAGCAUCACCAACUAUGACAAAAGCACACAGGUGUCGUGGUACUUUGGUAACCGUCAGCUACACCCAAGUCCCAAGUAUGAAAUCUCUUACAGUAAUGGCUUUGCCAGCAUCUAUGUAAAGGACAUUGAAGAGAGUGAUGAUGGAGUGUACAGAUGCAAGGUGGUAAGUGAUGAUGGAGAGGACAGUGCUUAUGGCGAGCUCUUUGUUGAGACAGUGAGGAGCAUCAGAGAGCACUAUAUUAGCCGGUCCAUUAAGAAACUGAGGAGGAGAGUCGACAAGACUAAACUCCUGCAGAGACCCCCAGAGUUUACUUUGCCUCUGUACAACCGCACUGCCUACAUUGGAGAAGAUGUGCGUUUCGGUGUCACUAUUACAGUGCACCCAGAGCCUCAUGUAACAUGGCUCAAGAAUGGUGAGAGAAUCAAGCCAGGGGAUGAUGAUCACAAGUACACAUUCACCAGUGAUAAGGGUCUGUACCAGCUGAUGAUCCACAACCUGGACAUGAGUGAUGAUGCUGAAUACACCGUCAUGGCCCACAACAAGUUUGGAGAAGACAGCUGCAAGGCCCGUCUCACUGUGACACCUCAUCCUGUGAUGGAGGAAACUAUGAGGCCAAUGUUCAAACGUCUGCUGGCUAAUGUUGAGUGUGUAGAAGGACAUAGUGUCCGCUUCGAGCUCAGGGUCUCAGGAAUCCCAGCUCCUACUCUAAAAUGGGAGAAGGAUGGCCGUGCAUUACAGUUUGGCCCCAAGGUUGUUGUCAUACAGGAAGACGCUGAGUACCAUGUCCUGCACAUAAGAGAGACUCUGCUUGAGGACUCCGGUGUGUACAAGGUUACUGCAACCAACUGUGCUGGCUCUGCAACCUGCCAGGCUACAUUGAAGGUGGAUCGCCUUACUUACACCAGGAGAGAGUACAAGAGCGAGGAGGAGAAAUACAGACACAUCCAGAAACAAAUUGAAAAGACGAACAAGAUGGCUCAGCAAAUUGUUGCCACUGAGGAGCUUGUGCCUCUAAACCCCACAGCCCAGGAGGCUCUUAAAUUUGCUGCAGAGAUUUACAAGCCUGCAGUUAGCACCAAGAACGUUGAGGGCGAAUUCGACAUCACAGUCGUGAAGUCCGAGACCAAGAAGCUGGAGGAGGAGAGGAGGAUCUUCAUGCCAUAUGAGAUCCCUGAGCCUAUUGUUCAUGAUCCCAAAGCUCUGGAUGAGGACAAGGGUAUCAAACAGUUUGUGCCUCUAUCUGACAUGAAGUGGUACAGAAAGCUCAAAGACCAGUAUGAGAUUUCAGAGAGGAUGGAGAGGAUUGUACAGAAGAGACAGAGACGUAUUCGCCUGUCCAGGUGGGAGCAGUUCUAUGUCAUGCCCCUCCCUAGAGUCACCGACCAGUACAGGCCAAGAUGGCGUAUUCCAAAACUCACUCUAGAUGAUCUGGAGACUGUCAGACCUGCCCGCCGUUCACCGUCUCCUGAAUCCGAGGUCUCCUUCAGAUCCAGAAGGAGAUCUCUGGGAGACCUUAGUGAUGAGGAGCUGCUGAUGCCUGUGGAUGACUACCUUUCCAUGAGGAGAACAGAGGAGGAAAGAAUGAUGCUGGAGGAUGAACUGGAGCUCGGCUUUUCUGCCUCUCCUACCGGCAGCCCGGUCCGUGUUGAACGCCAUGCUGUGGAACAUGAAGAGAGGAGGCAUGAGGUAAGGCACGAGGCUGUCGAGGUUGCUGAGACAAAGAAGAAACGCACUGUUUCUCAGUAUAUGAGGAGGAGGAGAUCACUGUCUCCCACGUACAUAGAGCUGAUGCGUCCAGUGUCAGAGCUGAUCAGACCUCCACGUGCCAGGCCUCCUGUGGAAGCGGAGGGAGAGGUUGUGGUCAGGAGGUCCCCCACUCCUGAGAGGACACGUCCCCGUUCUCCUAGCCCUAUCAGGUCUGUUGAGAGGUCAUCCCGCUCCUCCUCCAGGUUUGAGCGGUCUGCCCGCUUUGACAUCAUGUCCCGCUACGAGGCCAGGAAGGCUGCUCUGAAGUCUGAGAGGAAAUAUCAGGUGGUUAGUCAGACCCCUUUCAGCCUGGACCAUGCUCCUCGUGUGACUGUCAGGAUGCGCUCUCAUCGCAUUCCAAUUGGCCAAGACACCAAAUUCACCUUGAACAUCCAAGCCAAGCCAGAAGCUGAGAUUAAGUGGUUCCACAAUGGAACUGAAAUCUUUGAAAGCAGCGAGAAAUACAUCUUCAUCAACAUGAGUGGUGUUUUGUCCAUCACUAUUCUGGAGUGCCAGGAAGAGGACAGUGGCACAUACCGCUGUGUGUGCUCCAACUCCAAGGGUGAGGCUUCUGACUAUGCCACCCUUGAAGUUUCAGGUGGCGGCUACACCACCUUCUCCUCCCGUCGCAGGGAUGAGGAUGCUCCCAAAGCAUAUGUCCCUGAAGUCACUCGAGUUGACCACUACCACACCACCCACUUCAAAGCUGGCUAUGCUUCCGAGACCCACCUUGAGGUGCAAGAGAGCAAGUCUAAGCUAACUGAGACACAUGAGGUUGUCACACGAGAAAGAUAUGCUGCCUCCGCUGAGAGGUACUCCUCUGCUGAGAGGUAUGCCUCUGCUGAGAGGUACGCCUCCGCUGAGAGGUACUCCUCCGCUGAGAGGUAUGCUGAUUACCUGUCAUCUGGUUCUUCCUACUCAUCGGAAAAGUUUUCUCUAACUGGGAAACAAACCACAUCUGAAUCUAAACUGAAGUCAACUUCUGCAGUGGUUGCUGAGGAAGUUGCUGUACACAAGGUGAAGCCUUCUCUUCCUGCUAGAAUCCUUACCAAGCCCCAAUCUGUGACAGUUGCAGAGGGAGAGACAGCCAGAUUCUCCUGUGAUAUCGACGGUGAACCAGCACCCACUGUAACAUGGAUGCAUGAGAGCAGAACCAUUACCUCAUCUCACCGGAUUCAUGUCACCACCACUCAGUACAAGUCCAGCCUAGAGAUCUCCUCUGUGACAGCCUCCGAUGAGGGCAGUUACACUGUGGUGGUAGAGAACUCAGCAGGCAGACAGGAGGCUCACUUCACCCUGACCAUCCGCAGACCAGUUCCCAAAGAGGAAGUCAAGGCUGUAAAAUCCCCUGAGCCAUCUGUAAAGUCACCCACCCCCAGUGUAAAGUCACCAGAGCCACCAGUCACGCCAUCACCCGCUCCCUCUGUAACUUCCCCUGUCCCCAGCGUGAAGUCCCCUGAGCCUUCCAUUAAAUCACCAGCUCCAAGUGUUAAGUCCCCUGAACCAAGUGUAACAUCUCCAUCUCCGAGUUUAAAGUCACCAACGCCGAGUGUGAAGUCUCCUGAACCAGAGGGAAUUAAAUCUCCUAGGGGUGUCAAGUCUCCUGAGCCCAUUUCACCCUCUCCAGCACCCAGCUUAAAAUCACCAGCUCCAAGUGUCAAAUCUCCUGAACCUGAGGGAGUUAAGUCACCACGGGGUUUAAAAUCUCCUGAACCCAGACUCAAGUCACCACUCAAGUCCCCAGAGGGAGUGAAGUCACCUGAGCCUGAGGGAGUAAAAUCACCUCGGGGAGUCAAAUCUCCAGAACCUGCAGGACUCAAAACACCAAGAGGAGUGAAGUCCCCAGAACCAGCUGGAAUCAAAACACCGAGAGGCAUCAAGUCCCCAGAACCUUCAGGCAUCAAAUCCCCACGGGCCUUGAAGUCCCCUGAGCCUGAGGGACUCAAAUCACCACCUAGGAUGAAGUCUCCUCAACCUAUCAUGUCCCCCAAGAGAGUUGUGUCUCCACCCACCGUCAAAUCCCCAACCCCGAAACCUCCCAAGGUCCUUAGUCAGCUAACAGCUGAGGCCUAUGAGGGCUCAGUGAGGAUGUCCUGUGUCUGCGAGAGCAGCGUCAGGGAGGUAGUGUGGUACGUCAACGGGAGGAGGCUUUCGCAGAGCAGCCACUUUGAGAUGCACUGCUCUGAGGGCUCCUGCAGCCUUCUAAUUCAUGACUUGGCAGACAGUGAUCAGGGAGAGUACACCUGUGAGAUGACAUCAGAGGGAGGAGUAUCCAAAUCCUCCUUCUCCUUCACCGGACAGGUGUUCCAGUCCAUACGCAUGAAGGUCACAGCCUACCAUGAACAGAAACUGGCAGUUAAAGGAUCUAUGACGAUGGGUCACAAAGAGUCGUCGUCAUCCAUGAGCUCAUCCAUGAUGAUGAAGAAAGAAAUGCACACAAUGGAGGAGUCGUCCUCCUUCUCUUCCUCUGCCCAGCAGGCAAUGAUGUCAUCCAUGAUGGAGUCCAGCUCCUUCAGCAGCAUGGCAGCUGAGAUGAAAUUUGAGACCAUGUCCAUGUCCAGCAUGUCCUCAGUGGCGUCUGAGACGUAUGCCAUGAGCUCCAGCAGUCUCACGGAGAUGUCCUCCCUCAUGGAGGGAUCCUCAAUCAGAGCAAUCGGUUCUGCUCCCAGGAUCGAGGCUCUGCCAGAAGACAUCAGCAUCGAGCCGGGCAAAAUCCUGACAGUCGCCUGCGCCUUCUCCGGUGACGCCAAACACAUUGAGUGGUCUCGUGGCGGUAAAACCAUUGAGGUGACUGCCGGCGGACGCUUCCACAUCGAGACCACGGAGGACUUGACCACCCUCAUAAUCACGGGGGUGAAGGAGGAGGACGCUGGAACCUACACCCUCAAACUGUCCAACGAACUCGGAUCCGACACAGCGACUGUUCACAUUAGUAUUCGAUCAGUGUAAAAAAAAAAAAUCUAAUCUUGCAAUCUUCCCCUUUUCCCUACUUCCAUGCCUUUUUAUUUAUUAAUUGAGCGAAAUAAUCUACUUGAUAAAGAUCUGGAUUUCUGUUCUUGUAAAUAUGAACUAUUUUUGUACCAAUCUUGACAUUAAUUUAUGCCAAACUAGACUAAAGUCUAAAGUUGUUAUAAAAUGUGCCAUAUUGGAUAACUAUGACUUAGGAUUUUUGAUCCAUUUUUCUGUGACAUGUACAUAAUGUAUAUAGCCGAAUUUAACGGUUAUGGGAAAUGUAUGCAUUGUUAUUUAUGACAAUAAUAUUAACUGAAACAAAAUGAAACUAAAUGUGGUUUAACAGGAGAAAGUUUCACAAGGAACGAAUACCCUGUUAAACUGAGAAACUAAACUCUGUGCCUCAACGAUAAGUUGAAGUCUUAAGAUUGCCUCAACAGGUAGAGAGGCUCCCUGUUGAUGUUAACUCAAUCAGAGACAGAACUAUGAAUGCACUGCUGGAGAGUAGGAGCGGUGCUGUUGCAUUGCAACAAGAGCGUGAGAUCCUGAGUGCUGUUUGCAUAUACCCUCAUGUAAGCAGGACGACUAGACCUCACACUCUGACUGAUUAUGUCAUACCGCCAUUUCGAUGACACGCUCACAGUGCGAGCGGCCUGCACUCCCUGAGCACAAGUGUUUCUUUUUUGUUUUGUGCUCUGCUUCUGGCAAAUGAUCGCUCGCUCGACUCUUCGGUUUACCAUCAACCUGGCCAAUCACGAAAAAAAAAAUAAGAGUCCAGCUGGUGCUUGUUUGCAGAGGCAGAGCUGUCUCUCGGAGGUCUGCAGCGUGUUUGUGUGUUAGUUUUUAGUUCACCUGUCAGUCAAGCUGGGCGCCGCCAAGCACACGUACCGCAGCCGUAACCAACCGCCGCUGCGCUCGACAAGGACGGAAAGAAGCGUGGUGUUGCGUGUCGCUCAGCACUUUGGUUUGAUUGAAGUUAGAGUUGUUAGCAUUAUUUUUGCAGCCUCCUUGAGUUUUUCUCCAAUUAUUGAUUUAAUAAAGCAUGAUUAUCAGCACUA